GCUGCUCGCUGCAGGAGAGCUUCAUUCUUCGCUCACAAUUUGCAAACGACCGACGUCUUGGUAUUCUAUCUAUCGGGGAUGAUGACUUGACUUCUGCUAACUGAAGCCGUGGAUGGCAUUAAAGAAGACGAAAUAUAAUUAUCGAAACGUCGUGAAAAUACUUACAAACUGCUAGUUACUAAGUUCGACGAAAGAUUUAACGUUUUCGUGCUUUUGUUUUUAAUCGUUAUUAAUUCUUCAAAAAGUGUUUUUUAAUAUAGUUGUGCUUCAAUAUUAUAUUUUGAUAUCGACUGUGAAAUUAUUGUGGUGACAAAAUGAAUAGGCAGCAACAAAUUCAGAAGACUCAACAGAGUCAAAUGUCUCAGCAGACCACCCAGCAUUCGCAAAUGUCGCAGGUUUCGCAACAUAUGACCCAGCAAAGGGUUAGUUCCGAACAACAUGUCACCAGACAAGUUAUGAGCCAUCAAACAGUUCAGGGCGGUUACACGCAGCAGACUGGAAUGCAACAACAGUUGACCGGUUUCGGCCCGAACGCAUCACCGCCAGUAUUUGAGAAGAUUUUUAGCAAUGCCCGCUUUGCGCAGGGUGGUAAUGCGUGCUUUGAUGGUAAGGUCACUGGUAAACCACAGCCGACUGUGUCGUGGACUCGCAACGGAGCGCCCCUCACAGAUUCGAACAAAUAUCGACUCUCCUAUAACAGUCAGACGGGAGAGAUAGUUUUACAAAUUAACAGUAUUGGUCCUGGCGAUGAAGGUGAAUACGUGUGCACUGCCAGGAACCAAUAUGGCGAAGCCAUUUGCUCAGUUUAUAUUUCGCCUGAAGGAAUGCAAAUGCCCCAAUUGCGAGGUAUCAGACAAACACAAACAUCCAAACAAACAACGUCAUACACCAAUGGCCACCUCGUUGAAGAGUUUAAGAUCGACACAUUUGAGUACAGGAUUCUACGUGAGGUGUCCUUCAGGGAAUCAAUUACUCGCCGUUUUUCUAAUGAACAAGAUUUUCAAAUGUCAACCGUUGUUGAAAGAUCGCUCGGACCUCCAGCGCCUCCGCAAAUCUCCCAAAAGCCUCGUAACUCAAAAUUACUUGAAGGCUCGGACGCUGUAUUUUCGGCGAAGGUUUCAGCAAAUCCUAGACCUAGAUUGACAUGGUUCAAGAACGGCCAGCGAUUGGUUGAUUCCGAGAAAUAUGAAACGUCGUUUUCGAAUAAUCAAGCUGUUUUGCGUGUGAAAAAAGUAUGCGCCGAAGAUUCCGGCCAUUAUAGCUUGCUUGCAGAAAAUCCACAAGGAUGUGUAAUUAACUCCGCUUUCUUAGCCAUCGAACCUGUUAGCACCCAGGAGGGGCUUAUCCACGAGUCUCAAUUUAAAUCACAGCAAAUUGAAACCGUUGAGACCACCGAUGCUUCUAAAACGCUUGCCCCCAAUUUCGUUCGCGUAUGUGGCGACAGAGAUGUAACUGAAGGAAAAAUGACUCGUUUUGAUUGCCGUGUUACCGGCAGACCAUACCCUGAAGUAACCUGGUACAUCAACGGGCAACAAAUUACGGACGACCAUACGCAUAAGAUCCUCGUAAACGAAUCAGGAAAUCAUGCACUAAUGAUAACCAAUGUAGGUCGCAAUGAUUCCGGUGUCGUCACUUGUGUGGCUCGCAACAAAUCUGGCGAAAUAAACUUCCAAUGUAAUUUGAAUGUUAUUGAAAAGGAGCAGGUAGUUGCUCCGAAGUUUGUCGAAAGGUUUACGACCGUAAACGUUAAGGAAGGUGAACCGGUGGUUCUCAACGCAAGGGCUGUGGGAACUCCUACACCACGAAUCACUUGGCAGAAGGACGGCGUCCCGCUUGCCAACAGUCCGAAUGUUCGUAUCUCUAUUGACGGUGGUGCGACCCAAUUGGAUAUCCCAUGUCCCAAGGCAUCGGAUGCCGCUUGGUAUCAAUGUACUGCACAGAAUGUUGCCGGCUCCACCGCCACCAGAGCAAGACUGUUUAUUGAAACCCCGCAAGGACAAACACCCGAACCAAGACGUCUUCAUUUACCCCGACCCACUAAAAUAAUCGAACCUGAGCCCGCUCCAGGCCCCGAAGUUAUUUACCUGAAGCAUGUAGAACCAUCCCGACCUUACGCAGCAUUGCCUGAGCAAGAUCGGGUGUAUCCUCCACCCCAAUUUAUAAUCCCGCUUCACGAUGUCAUGCAGGUGGAAGGUGGCAAGGUACACUUUGAGGCCCGGAUUGAACCAGUUGGUGAUCCAACAAUGCAUGUAGAAUGGUUCCUGAAUGGAAAACCCCUACCAGCUAGUUCUAGAGCAACUUAUGUCUUCCGCUUUGGUUUUAUUGCUUUUGACUUAUUAAGUAUCAUCAUGCAAGAUAGCGGAGAAUAUGUAUGCAGAGUAACCAGCAGCACUGGUAGCGUAGAGUCGAGAGCGAUGUUGAGCAUUCAAUCGAAGGCAUCCAUCGAACGUUCUAGUCAACAUCCUAGUAGCUUGCAACAAAUUCAACAACUCGAAGAUUACUCAAAGUAUCAAAGACACGAUAGUUACGAUGAGAAGUCUUCUCAGAAACCCCACUUCAUCCGCCCACUCCAAGAUUUAGGUGAUUUACAGGAAGGUAGAAACGCUCACUUUGAAGCGCAACUUACUCCUGUUAGCGAUCCUACAAUGAAAGUGGAGUGGUACAAAGAUGGCCGACCGAUAACAGCCAGCUCGCGAAUCACUACGAUCUUCAACUUCGGUUACGUCUCCCUAAACAUUAUGCACUUACGUGCCGAAGAUGCCGGUUCAUAUACCGUUCGAGCUGUUAAUCAUUUAGGCGAAGCCAUUAGCACGUCGACUAUUCGUGUGUUCUCUCGCUCUACCGUUACCGGUGAUUUGGGUAUUCCUGAACAACAACGAUAUAUCGAAAGAGUUGAGGAGCUGGAAGCUUAUCAACAAUUGCAACAUCAAAAAUUCGUACAAGAAACUCCCGAAUGCUUGCAGGCACCCGAGUUUAAGACUCCAAUUAAAGAUCAGCUUGGCAUCCGUGAAGGAGGUUUUGCUCACUUUGAAGCCCGUUUAGAGCCUGUGGGUGAUUCUACUCUUAGGGUCGAAUGGCUCCGUGAUGGUCGUCCCGUUGAAGCAAGUUCGAGAAUUACAAGUUUCUUCAAUUUUGGCUACGUCGCGCUAACUAUUAAGGACGUAACUAUUCAUGAUGUGGGCACUUACACUUGCCACGCUUUCAAUUCAAAGGGACAAGCUAACACUGUUGCUCAAUUGAGCGUUGUCAGUAAACAAGAUAUUCUAGUCGAUUCUCAACACCCAGGUGGUUUGGAGAAAAUUCAAUACCUUGAAGAUUCUAGUCGCUAUCAACGUAUGGAACGCGAGGAAGUUGUGGUCAAACAGAAACCGCGAUUCCUUGGACCCUUGAAGGGAACUAACAAGAUUGUAGAAGGUCAACGAGCUCACUUUGAAGCGCGCGUAGAACCGCAAAACGAUUUAACCAUGAAAAUCGAGUGGUAUUUCAAUGGCAAACCAAUUCAAUCUGCCAAUAGGAUUCAAACUUAUCACGACUUUGGUUAUGUUGCUCUUGACAUUCAAAGCGUUCGCUCGGAAGAUGCCGGCACCUACACCGUUGUGGCUCGUAAUGCAUUGGGAGAGGAACAAUUGAGUGCAACUAUGAUUGUUGAAACUCGUUCAUCAAUUGAUACCAGGAGUAUGCACCACGGAAGCUAUGAAAAAACUCAGCAGCUCGAGGAUUCUAAAUUUAUUGAACCUCAAUACCAAAUUGAAGAAAUUUCUAAGUCUAAACCUAUUUUUGUCCAACCAUUGUCUGACCCAAGACCCGUUACGGAAGGUCGUAACAUUCAUGUCGAAUGUCGCCUGGAACCUAUGGGUGACCCAACUAUGAGAGUAGAAUGGUUCUGUAAUGGUCGACCUAUCACUGUUGGUUCCCGCUUUAGAACUUAUAAUGACUUUGGCUUCAUCGCUUUGGACAUCAUUCAAGCAAAUGCUUCCGAUUCCGGUGAAUAUACCGUUAGAGCUACGAAUCAUUUAGGAUCGGCUCACACCUCCGCCGUUAUUCGAAUUAUUGGCCGCUCUGACAUAAUUACCGAUACACAGCAUGAACAAUCGCUGGAACAAAUUCAAAUGUUGGAAGGUCGUGCAUCCAAGCAAAUCACUGAGGAAGUAACUGUUUUCCAAGCGCCGCAAUUUACUAGACCUUUGCAUAACAUUGAAACUAUUGAAGGUACCAAUGUUCACAUGGAAUGCCGUUUGCAGCCAGUUGGAGAUCCAACAAUGAAAGUGGAUUGGUUCUGUAAUGGUAAACCAAUCCGCGUGGGCCAUAGAUUCCGUCCUGCAUAUGAUUUUGAUUAUGUAGCGUUGGAUCUCCUCAGCGUAUACCCUGUUGAUUCUGGUGUGUAUACCUGCCAGGCUAGAAACCAGUUGGGAGAAGCAGUAACUUCAUGCUCUGUCAGGGUCAUUGCAAAGAAAGAUCUAAUGCUUGAGAGCCAACAUCCAGCUGGAAUGGAAAAAAUUCAAUACUUGGAAGAUUCAUCUAGAUACAAGCGUACUGAAUAUAUGGACGAAGUUAUCAACGUUAAGCCAAGGUUCAUUGCUAAGCCUAAAAAUUGCGAAGGUAUGUUGGAAGGACAACACGCUCAUUUUGAAUGUAAAGUGGAACCAGUCACGGAUCCCAACUUGAAAAUUGAAUGGUACAAAAAUGGAAGGCCCAUUACAAUUGGUCACCGAUUCAGACCCAUUCACGAUUUUGGAUAUGUUGCAUUAGAUAUUAUUGAUCUAAUUGCGGAAGAUUCGGCCACAUAUACUUGCCGUGCUGUUAAUUUAGUUGGAUCUGACGAAACUAACUGUGUCCUGAGCUGCCGCAGUACCAGGCAAAUUAUCACCCAUACUCAAAAUCAACAAGGAUUGCAGCAAAUCCAAAGCUUGGAAGAUCGCUCCCGUUAUUCGCGUCAUGAGGAAACUGAGGAAAUUACAACUCAAGCACCAAUUUUCACUACAUCUUUGAAAAAUGUUGAAAUAAAGGAAGGUCAACGUGCCCACUUUGAGUGUAGGCUUAUUCCGGUUUCGGACGCUACCAUGCGAGUUGAAUGGUUCCACAACAACCGUCCAGUCAAAUCUGGUUCUCGUUUCUCUGAAACCAACAAUUUCGGAUUUGUUGCGCUUGAUAUUCUUUACUGCUACCCAGAAGAUUCUGGUACCUACACAUGUCGCGCAACCAAUGCAUUGGGUGAAGCUGUCACUUCCGCAAUGUGCAUUGUGCACUCCAAGAAAACUAUUUAUAACGAAUCAGUCCAUGAAGGUGCAUUAGAACGCAUCAGGCAAUUGGAUGAUUCUUCUCGUUACAGCAGACAAAGUGUUCAAGAUGAAGUUGUUACCCAAGCACCCGUCUUCACGCUUCCAAUCAAGAACGUGAACGUGGCUGAAAAUCAAGCGGCCCACUUUGAAGCAAGAUUAAUUCCUGUUGGAGAUCCAAAACUUCGUGUCGAAUGGCACAGGAAUGGUGUUCCAAUUCAGGCAUCUAACCGCAUUACUACAAUGCACGAUUUUGGAUAUGUCGCAUUGAACAUGAAGUAUGUUAAUCCGGAAGAUUCCGGCACUUACACUUGUCGUGCUAUUAAUGAGUUGGGCGAAGCAGUAACAUCAGCAACGCUGGCAGUUCAAUCAAAGGCAUCCUUGGAAUUACAAACUCAACAUGAAGGUGCCAUGCAAAAACUUCGUCAACUUGAAGAUUCCGCCAAGUACCAGCGGCGUGAAGAAGAGGACAUUAUUGUCACUCAAGCACCCAGAUUCGUUACUCAAUUGAACGGACCUAAAGAACUAUUCGAGGGACAGAGCGCGCAUUACGAAUGCAGAAUUGAACCUUAUCCUGAUCCAGAUCUGAGAGUGGAAUGGUACCAUAAUGGUAAAGCCCUCACCACUGGCCAUCGUUUCCGCACUGCGUAUGAUUUUGGAUUUGCUAGUCUUGACGUUCUUAGCGUGUAUGCCGAAGACAGUGGCGAAUACACUUGCAGAGUUAUUAAUCGUUUAGGCCAAGCCCAAUCUUCUGUUGUAACAAAUGUUAAAUCCAAGGCAGGAAUUAUUCGCGAAACUCAACACGAGGGAGCUUUGCAAAAGAUUCAAUAUCUUGAAGAUGACUCGCGUAACAAGCGCACUAGCGAGGAAGACGCUGUUAUUUUCGAAAAACCUCAAUUUGGUAGGGGCUUGAAGAACAUUGAAAGGCUUGCCGAAGGACGCAGUGCUCACCUGGAAGCUACUUUAACCCCUGUUAACGAUCCAACUAUGGUAGUUGAAUGGUUCUGUAAUGGACGUCCGAUUCAAACUGGUCAUCGUUUCAAAACAACUUAUGACUUUGGCUAUGUAGCUCUUGAUAUUUUGUAUGCAUAUGCGGAAGAUUCAGGCACUUACAUGUGCCGUGCUCGUAAUGCAGUGGGAGAAGCUGUUACUACGUCCUCCAUCACUGUUGUUGCUAAAUCUGGAUUAGAUUUAGAGACGAUGGAUGAACAGCGCUUGAAGAAGAUUCGUGAUCUUGAAAACUACGCAAGACCCAAACGUGAAGAAAUUGAACCAGAGGCACAACGCCCAGUCUUCCUGACACCAUUAGUUAGUCUUGAAAACUUGAAAGAAGCCGAACAUGCUCAUUUGGAAUGUCGUGUUGAACCCAUCAAUGAUCCCAACUUGAAAAUCGAAUGGUUCGUUAAUGGCGUCAAAUUGAAAACUGGCCACAGAUUCAGGACAACUCAUGACUUUGGAUAUGUCGCUCUUGAUAUUUUGUAUUCAUACGCUGAAGAUAGCGGUACUUACAUGUGCAAAGCAACCAAUUUGAUCGGAGAAGCCGUAAAUACUUGCACUAUUAAAGUGGGCAGUCGUAAGAGCAUUCUACUGGAUACUCACCAUCCCGAAGGACUUGAAAAGAUUCGUGAAUUGGAAGCCCAAGGACAUCCUGCUCGAUUGGAAGUUGAAGAUCCAAUUCCGUUCCCACCACGUUUUAUUACACAAUUGCGUGGUACCCCAGAAGUGGUUGAAGGUGCAACAGCUCAUUUUGAAGCGCAAAUUGAACCAAUUCACGACCCCAAUCUUCGUAUUGAAUUCUAUCAUAACGGAAAACCUUUGCCUAGUGCAUCUCGCUUCCAUAUUACCUUUGAUUUCGGAUACGUUGCUUUGGAUAUUGGCCAUGUUGUACCGGAGGAUGCCGGUGAAUACUCAGUGAAAGCCAUUAAUAACCUAGGCGAAUGCGUAUCGUCUGCUAGCAUGAAAGUAAUUUCUAAGAGCAACAUUGUUCUGGAAUCUCAGAGACCCGAAGGAUUAGAAAAAAUCCGCAAAUUGGAAGAACAUGUGCCAUACAAGAGACCAGAACACGAGGAUUACGUUACUAGACAGCGUCCAGUAUUUACUCAGCCAUUGCAAAAUAUUGACUUUAUCCAAGAAGCCGAAACAGCUCACUUUGAGUGCCGCUUAAUUCCUGUUGGAGAUCCUACGCUUAAGGUGGAAUGGUUCCGCAAUGAAAAACCUUUGGAAGAUAGUUCUCGCAUUAGCAAGAUGCAUGACUUUGGAUUUGUUUCUCUUGAUAUUGCUCACAUUCGCGAUGAAGAUGAAGGCGUAUACAUGUGCAGAGCAUCUAAUCCGCUUGGAGAAGCUGUCACGACAGCAUCUAUGAAGAUUAGAACCAAAGCCAGCAUCCAAUUGGAAACUCAACAUCCCGAAGGAAUGCGUAAAAUCCAACAACUUGAGGCACCACAUGCACCACGCCGUGAAGAAGCAGAUCGCGUGUUUGAGAAGCCUAUUUUCACCCAGGUUCUCACUGGUCCUUCUGAACUUUGGGAAGGCCAGCACGCUCACUUUGAAGCUCGAGUCGUACCUGUGGGAGACCCCAAUCUACGUUUUGAAUGGUAUGUCAAUGGCGUGGAAUUGAAGUUGGGAUCCAGAAUCCGUGUAACUCACGAUUUUGGUUUCGUUACCCUUGAUAUCAUGUCUACGGUGCGCGAAGAUUCAGGCGUCUACAUGUGCAAAGCUAUCAAUAAAGCAGGCGAGGCAGUGUCUUCUAUUUCAAUGAAAGUGAAGCCAAGAUCAAGCAUUCACGGUGAACCACUGCAACCCGAUGCAUGGCAAAAGAUCCAACUCAAAGAGGCUGAAAUGAACAAAGUUCCUGAAAUGUUUGUAGACACGCAUCCUCAACAAGCACCUGUAUUUACCACACAUUUGCAAAACUUUGAUAAACUUCAAGAAGGCCAGCAUGUUUAUUUGGAAGCGCAAGUCGAACCACGCGCUGAUCCAAAUUUGAAAGUCGAAUGGUUUAAAAAUGGUGUUACUCUUACAACAGGAACCCGUUUGAGGAGCACUUUUGACUUUGGUUUAGUAACCUUAUCAAUUAAUGGCCUACGUGCCGAUGAUUCCGCCAUUUACACAUGCAAAGCUACAAACCUUAUUGGCGAAGCUGUAUCCACUUGCACACUUAAAAUUGAAGAUAAGCACUGGUUAUUGGGUCAAACUCUGCAUCCAGAUGCUAUUCCAAAAUUGGAAGCAUUGGAAGCUCCUAAAGAAGGUGUCCCUGAACAAGCCGAACCCUCUUACGAGACACCUAUCUUUAUUACUCACUUGAAUAAUGUAGUUUGUACAGAAAGUGAGAAUGUACACUUCGAAUGUAACGUUGAACCAUCUAAAGAUCCCACCAUGAAAAUUGAAUGGUACGUUAACGGAAAACCAUUACCAACUGGUGCUCGUUAUAAGUCUACUUAUGACUUUGGUUAUGUGGCUUUGGAUAUUAAUCAUUCGUACGAAGAAGAUUCUGGAAUUUACACUUGCAAAGCUAUCAAUAGUAAAGGAUCUGCUACUACAUCCGGUUCACUUCGUUGCACUGGCAAGCAGAACAUUUAUUUGCAAACCCAGCAUCCUCAAGGACCUGCUGGAUUGGAACGCGUGCAAGAAGUGGAUGAUGCCGUGGCUGGUAAAUUGCAAAGACAAGCAUCUGGUCCGGAAAAAGAAUUUGGUAAACCAGUUUGGACCAUACCUCUUAACCCUGAAUUCAGGAUUAACGAAGGGAAGCCGUUGAAUCUAGAAGGCACAGUCGAACCAAAAGAAGAUCCUAAUUUGAAAAUUGAGUGGUACUUUAAUGGAAAAUUGCUUGAUCAUGCAUCCCGCUUUAAGCUUACUAGUGAUUUUGGAUUCGUUACGCUUGAUUUGGCUGACGUAUAUGAACGCGAUCAAGGCAUAUACACAUGCAAAGCUUUCAAUAAAGCAGGUGAAGCAUUUACUUCAACCACAGUAUACUGUGCCACCAAAGCUGGUUUAAUUGAACGUACCCAACAUCCAAAGGGCCAAGAAGGCCUGGAAAAAAUACAAGAUCUUGAAGAUGCUCUUAAUAGACCUGAUGCCCGUAUGCCCGAUUCUGAAGAAGGACAUGCUCCCGUUUUUACUUCUGAAUUUACUGAACUUCUUAAUCUCAGUGAAGGAGAAAUUGCCCACUUUGAAGCUGGACUUACUCCGAUUGGAGAUCAAACCAUGAAAGUCGAAUGGUUUUACAAUGGCAAAGCGAUUGAUGCCAGUCACAGAUUUAGGACUGUUCAUGCGUUUGGCAUGGUAGUUCUGGAAGUUCUAGGAACAAAGAUCGAAGAUUCCGGAACCUACACGUGUAUUGCUACUAACGCAUGGGGCAAAGCUGAACAAAGUGUCAAACUCGAAUGCGUUGAUAAGUCUAAAGGACAACCACCCAAGUUCACCACGCACAUCAAGGAUAUUGUUGGUCUUAAGGACGGACAACCUGCUCACUUUGAAUGUACACUUAUACCUGUUAACGACCCAAAACUCAAAGUCGAAUGGUAUCAUAACGGCAAGCCGAUGAGACAUUCAACCCGCAUCAAGACCGUCUCCGACUUUGGCUUUGUCCUCAUGGACAUUAGCCAUACUGAAAAUCAUGACUCCGGAGAAUAUGUGUGCAGAGCAUGGAACGAUUACGGUGAAGACUUUACCAAAGCUACCAUCAAUGCAUAUGGCAGGAGCGGAGUUUUCACUGAGAGUUUGCAACCCGAUUCGUUAGCUAAAAUUAGAGAACUCGAAAGCUUCCAAGGCCAACAAGUGCAAAAGUCCGCAUCUUUCGUAACGGAAGCACCGAAAUUCGUAACUCACAUCUCCAGUAUAAGUAAAUUAGUUGAAGGUCAAAGUGCCCACUUUGAAGCUAGAUUAACACCAGUUGCUGAUCCUGAUUUGGUUGUUGAGUGGUAUUAUAACGAUAAAAAACUACCACAUGGACACAGAUAUCGCACUUUCCAUGAUUUCGGAAUUGUUAUUUUGGACAUCUUAUACUGCUAUGAAGAAAACUCUGGUACAUACAAAUGCAGAGCUUACAAUAAAUAUGGUGAAGAUUUUACUGAGGCCACAUUGACCUGUUCAUCUAAGGCUAAUCUUAUUUUGGACUCGCAAUUGCCUAGGGGAAUGGAGGGUGGUUUGGAGAAGAUUCAGGACUUGGAAGAUUCUCUAAUUCGCACCAGAGAUGAUAAAACUUCAGAAGAAUUUGGAAAAGCACCAGUAUUUACUGUACCGCUUGCUAAUAUUGACAAUCUACGUGAAGGAGAAAGCUCUCAUUUUGAAGCUCGUCUAAUACCAACCGAUGAUCCCAAAUUGAAGGUUGAAUGGUUCUGGAAUGGUCGUCCAUUGAAAACUGGAUCUCGCUUCCGCACGUUCUGCGACUUUGGCUUUGUCAUUUUAGAAAUCUCUCCGGUUUACCCUGAAGACUCUGGUGAAUAUUCGUGCAGAGCAUUUAAUGACUACGGUGAAGCUGUAACCACCGCCUCAAUGAAAGUACAAGGCAAACGCAGCAUUAUUUUGGAAUCACAACUGCCCCAAGGAAUGGAAGGAACGAUUAAUAAGAUUGCCGAGCUUGAAGGUUUGGGUGUAAUUCCUGGACCAAUGACUCCUGAUGAUGAUACCGGCAAACCACCAGAAUUCAUAACAUCCCCAACGGAUUUGACGUUAUCUGAAAACGGUUUGGCACAUUUCGAAUGUAGAUUGAUUCCAGUUAACGAUCCCAGUAUGAGAGUAGAAUGGUUCCAUAAUGGCAAGGCCUUGUGGGCUGGUUCAAGAAUUAAAACUAUAAAUGACUUCGGAUUUGUCAUCUUGGAAGUAGCCGGAGUAUAUCAACGCGAUUCUGGCUUAUAUACCUGCAAAGCUACAAACAAGCAUGGCGAGGCAUCAGUAUCAUGCAAAUUACAAGUACGUGGACGACAAGGAAUUAUUAUGGAACCCCAACUUCCAAGCAAUUUCCGCACCGGUACCGAAAGCAUCCAAAAAUUGGAAGAGCAGUUGUAUAAACGAGAUGAAAAGAUGACUGAAGAAGAAAAACCAGAUCCACCUCGAUUCAUUGUUGAAAUCAAGGAUAAUGUUGAUGUGGCAGAAGGAGCGCCAAUUCAUUUCGACUGUAGAGUCGAACCAGUUAAUGAUCCAUCAAUGCGUAUUGAUUGGUUCCACAAUGGAAGACCUUUCGCAACGGGAUCCAGAGUUCAUCAAAUAAAUGAUUUUGGAUUUAUCUCAUUGGACAUUGAUUAUUCGUACACGCGUGAUGCUGGCGAAUAUAUUUGCAGAGCAACGAACAAAUGGGGCACUGCUACUACCAAAGCAACUGUUACCACAACAUCAAAGCGUAACAUCGAUUUCGAAUCCCAAUUGCCUGCUGGCAUGAGCGCCGAGAAGCUGAAGGAAUUGGAACGUGGAAAGGUGUCGGAAGCGCCCAAGGAAGAUGCUCCAAUGGGUCCUCCUAAAUUCAUAACCCAAAUUGAAUCUGCAACUGUGGAAGAAUCCGAAUCAGUACGUUUUGAAUGCCGCGUUGAGCCAAAAGAAGAUCCCAAGCUUAAGAUUGAAUGGUUCCGUAACGGCAAACCUUUGCCAUCCGGUCAUCGUUAUCGUACCGUCUAUGACAUGGGUUUCGUAUCUUUGGAUAUAUUGUAUGUUUACUCUGAAGACUCUGGAGAAUAUGUUUGCCGCGCAUACAAUGACUUUGGUGAAGAUUUCACCAAAUGCAGUUUGACAUGCAAGCGUUUGCCCAACAUUAUUUUACAAAACCAAGUGCCAAAGGGCAUGAAGAGGUCUGAAACUCUUAUGCAGAUGGAAGCAGCUAUCAAGAAAUACACCUCGGAAAUUCACCUAACUGAAGACGAUCUCUACGAUGCUGAUAAGAAGCAACCGCCAAGAUUUGUCACGCAAAUUCAGGACCAGACAACAUUGGUAGAAAUGCAAUCUACUAAAUUUGAAUGUCAAUUAGCACCUGUCGGUGAUCCAAAUAUGAAAGUAGAAUGGUUCUUCAACGGAAAACCGUUAUCACAUAAAAAUCGGUUCACGCCCAUCUACGAUUUUGGAUACGUUGCCAUGAAUUUUGGUUGGGUUUACCCGGAAGAUAGCGGCGAAUACCUGUGUCGUGCUACUAACUUAUACGGCAUGGAUGAAACAAGAGCAAUUAUUAAAACAGCUGGCAAGCCUGGUAUUAUUUAUGAAUCGCAAUUACCCAAGGGCAUGAAAUCUAUUGAGAAGAUUCGUGAAAUGGAAGCUGCUUGGCAAAUAGCACCUGAAGAAGCUGAAGAAGAAGCAAAGCCUAAGUCUGCCCCAAUAUUUGUUAGUAAACCUGAACCAUGCACUGUGGAAGAGGGAGAAUGGGCACGCUUCUGUUGUCGUGUUACUGGCCAUCCUCGUCCACGUGUGAUGUGGUUAGUUAAUGGACAUACAGUAGUUAAUGGCUCAAGGUACCGAUUGACGUAUGAUGGCAUGUACCACAUGGAUAUUCCGAAAACGCGCCAGUACGACACCGGAAAGGUGGAAGUCAUUGCAAGGAGUUCCGUGGGAGAAGCAAUCGCCGACACUCAGUUGAAUGUGAUUCCUAGGCAUGAUGAUUAUAGAAAAGUACUGAAAAAUUCGCCGAGACCUUGGUACGAUUUAGAAUUAGCCACGUAUCAAAAAGAACGUCAAGAAACGGAACUAGAAAAGUUCUUCGACGAGCGGAAUGUGAAUUUGAAAGAAAGUGGUCAUUCAUAUAAUAUCGAUAUAAAACCGAAAGACUUCAAGGGAAGCGAAGCUGAAUGGCAGCAUUUGGUGAAAUCCAAGAAAGGAGAAGAAUAUUACAACAAGUUACAAGAAUUGGAAAAUUCACAAGUCACCAAAGAAUUUAAACUGCGUGAGGCAAGCCAUCAGUUCGCUAUUCCCGGUGAGAAAAUUGUGAACAACACAAUGGCUAAAGGCAUGGCUGCAAAGUACCAGGAAAGCUUGGAGCAACAACCAGCUGGUCGUCCAUUAGGACAAAUCCCAUACUUACCAAAAUUCAAGAAGCUAACGAAGGAAGAACGUGAACAAGUUGAAUUGAGAAAAACAGAGAAGGGAAAAACAAUGCUGAACACAUCUGCAGUUGAUUCUUAUCAAGAACGUAAACCUGGAUCACCACCAGGACCCACUGAAUCUGGUGUGCAUGGUCGUGAAAUUCACGUAACCAAACAAAAGCAAACGCAAAAGGAGACUCAAGGAGAUCUUGAAAUUACUCGUAACAUUACAUCCACUGAAACUACAGAUGUUGAACAUAAAGCUAAAACAAGUGAACGCGUCGUACAAGAACAGGUUUUGCCUUCAAAUCCACCUUUCUUCACGAAGAAAAUUCAACCAUGUCGUGCAUUUGAAAAUGAACCAGCCAAGUUUGAAGUUGAAUUUGACGGUGAUCCGUUACCUACAAUCACUUGGUACAGGGAAGAUUUCCCAAUUACUAGCUCUCCAGACUUGAAGGUGUACACACUCAGCACCAAGUCGAUUUUACAAAUACGUCAAGUCUUCUUGGAAGAUUCAGCCGUGUUUAGUGUCGUGGCAGAAAAUCGCGGUGGAACGGCCAAAUGCAGUGCUAACUUAGUUGUCAUGGAAAGAAGGAGAUCUGGACGUGGUGGAAAAGUACCACCCAGCUUCCUCACAACUGCACAAAGCUGCACAACCAAAACUGGACAACUUGUUCGUUUUGACGCCCGCAUCAAUGGUACAAAACCUAUGGAUGUAUACUGGCUCAAAAACGGAAAGAAAAUUGUUCCUGACAUCAGGUACAAAACUUUGGAAGAAGACGAAGUCUAUACCUUGUUGAUUAUUGAAGUGGUGCAAGAAGACUCUGGCAAGUAUGAAUGUGUUGCCAUUAACAAUGCAGGCGAAGCUCGCUGUGAAGCGGAAUGCGUAGUGCAGGCAGCCAGCAAACCAACCAAACCCGAGAGUCAAUCGUCCCCCGGAACGGAGAAAGCGCCUACUAUUCUAGAACCACUCAAAGAUCAAACAAUUAGAGAGGGACAAUCUGUUGCAUUCAGAUGCGUCAUUUCUGGAAAACCUAUGCCACAAAUCAAAUGGCAAAAGGGCGACAAGGUAAUUAAGCCGUCCAAGUAUUUCCAAAUGAUCAAAGACGGAGAUGUGUGCACCUUGAGAAUUUCGGAAGCCUUCCCUGAAGAUGAAGGUGUCUACAAAUGCGUUGCUACUAGUCCGGUUGGAACAAUCAGCACUCAAGCAAAUUUGAAAGUAUUGGCACCAGAUAGUCAAGAUAUCCUAUCAAAGUUAACACCUAUGAAAGAUGUUAUCGUCCCGGAGGGAAGUCCUGCACAGUUCAAGACAUCCGUUACCGCGGGAAAACCAAAACCAUCUAUUCAAUGGUUGCGUGAUGGAUUCCUUAUUCCGGAAUCCCCUGAUUUUCAGAUGAUUAAUGAGGGCAACAACGCUGUGCUGCUAAUUUCGUCUACGUACGAAGAGGACUCUGGUACAUUCACCUGCCGGGCUACCAAUUCGGCUGGAGUCGUGGAGCAGUCCGCCAAGCUUAUCGUCAAAAAGCGGCCUGGUAAAGUUUAUCGAACUCCCGUAUCUGAUCAUAAAGACCAAACGGGUGGUUUGAAAAAAGAUCAUAAAAGCUCAAGCUUUAAAACAACUGAUGAAGAAUUUUCAAUUAUUAAAGAUGGUGGUGAAAAUAUUCCCACCGAUGCUGAAAUUUUACCCAUGGGUGAUGAAACUUUACCGUGGAGACGCAAAAAGCAUUCGAUUUCAGAAGCAAUCAAAACAACCCAAGCCGAUCAAAGGUCCGUACCUUGGACUGAACAACAAGUUACUUUAAAGAAAACUCAGCGAGUGCAAAAAGAAGUUGCCAAAGAGGGAAUUGAACAAAUUCAAUUAAAACAUUCAAGAAUUGAUAAGAAAGAAAUCAGACGCGAGUCACUGGAAACCGUUGAGCUUAAACCGUGGCAAUUGCAAAAACAAACGCAAAGUAUUAAAGACACACAAAGUACUAUGACUAGACAGGAUAUAAGCGAUUCUACACUCUUGAAUAUUGAUCAAAGAGAGCAGGUAGUUGAAGAAUCGAAGCAAAUUGACACCACUGAAACACGCGGUUGGAGAAAACCACGCAAGACAACUGAAGAUAGUAAAAUGAUAACUAGAGACUUAGAUGACACGACUCUGUUGGAUGUAGAUGAAAGAGAACAAACGUUUACAAAAGAAAUAUCAAAAGGUAAAAAACCUGAGGAUUCCACUCGUGAAUGGCGCAAACCUCGCCAACCAAUCCAAACUACGGAAGACACAACUUUGCUUAAGGUUGAUGAAAAAGAAUCUAUCACGGAACAGGAAACUUUAGAAACAAGAGGAUGGCGUAAACCUAGAACUGAAGUAAAACCAGAUACAACUACAGUUCAGUCGGUAGAAGACGUCUCUAUUCUGAAGAUUGAUGAAAAAGAAACAACUGAACAAACCGAUAAUCUUCAAUCAAAAAGCUGGCGAAAACCCAGACGACCAUCUGACACCAAGCCCAUAGUUCAGCCAAAAGAGGAAGCAGUCCCUUGGAAUAAACAAGAAAUUAAAUUGAGGAAAUCGUCUAUCACAAGAAAAGAUAUUGUGAAAGAAAAAUUGGAAGAGGUUCAAUUGAAAUCAUUGCGGCGAGACUCAAAAACGCUUCAACAAACUACAGUGGAAAGUACAUUGAUUCGACAAGAUCAAACAGAACAAAUUGACGUUAAAACUGACACACGGAAAACUGCCGCAAAGUCUCAACCAUUUACAUCUACGGAGGAUACAACUUUGCUAAAACUGGAUGAAAAGGAGACACUUAAACAAGAGGAAACUCUUGAGACUAGAGGUUGGCGAAAACCUAGGAAACCGGUCGAUACUCCGAAGGAAGAAACUGUGGAAGCGCCAAUAAAAACUCAACCAUUCAAAACAGAAGAUGAUUCAACAAUUAUGAAGGUUGAUGAAGUAGAAACAAUUAAAGAGCAAGAAACUUUAGUAAAGGAUUGGAGAAAACCGAGAAAACAACUUGAUACAGAAAAGGAAAAAUAUGUCAAGGAUAUUCCAAAAGAAACUCAACCGUUUGAAGUCGUCGAAGAUUCUGCUUUAAUAAAAUUAGAUGAACAUGAAGUAGUUAAACAGCAAGAAACCCUUGAAGAAAGGGGUUGGCGUAAGCCAAGGAAACCAGUCGAGGCUGAACAACCUGAUGCUCCUACCCAACCAAAACGUUUGCCGGAGAAACAGCCUAAGGAAGAACCAGUUCCAUGGAAUAAACAAGAAAUUAAAUUAAGGAAAUCUUCAAUAACGAAGAAAGAUAUAAGUAAAGAAAAAUUGGAAGAUAUUCAAUUAAAGCCUGUACGACGUGAGUCGAGUACUUUACAAGAAACAAUUCAAAAACAGGAAAUUGUAGAAACUGUACAGAAAACGACAGCCAAAAUUGCAGAUAGUUCAGUUAUUAGUGACAUCCAGAAAACUGAAACUGAAGAUGUGCGCUUAGAGGCUAAGCCUUGGCGUCAACCUAAACCAGAAAGAAAAGAAGUUACUACGGUAACAGAACCUACUGUUGCACCACAAAUUGAAGAAACUCCAGUUGAAACAAAGGAUUGGCGAAAACCUAAACCAGAAAGAAAAGAAGUUACUCCAGUAACAGAACCCACUGUAGCACCACAAAUUGAAGAAACUCCAGUUGAAACAAAGGACUGGCGUAAACCUAAACCAGAAAGAAAAGAAGUUACUCCAGUAACAGAACCCACUGUAGCACCACAAAUUGUAGAAACUCCAGUUGAAACAAAGGACUGGCGUAAACCUAAAACCGAAAAGAUUGAAGAAGUGAAACCAGAGUCUAAACAACCCGAAACUCGUUCCUGGCGGCGUGGCAAAGAGCAAGCUAAAGAGGAAACACCUCAAAGCAAACUAGAAGUUAAACCAGUUGAAGAACUUGAGAAACCAAAACCAGAGAUUAAGAAGCAACCGAAAGUUGCACAGAAAGUAGAGCAGCCAGUUGCUGUACCUGAAGUAUCAAAAGUUGAGGAGAUAGAAAAACCAAAAGCACAAGAUCAAACAUACAUUGUUGAAGAAACUGUGGAGGAAGUUGAGGAUGUCGUAGUUCUGAAGGUCGACGAUGAGAAAAAACCAGAUAAACCUAAAGCUAAAAAACCUAUUCAACCCGAGGAAGUUGAGAAGUUUGAAGCCGUAAAAUUAAAACCAACACGUCGUCCUGAAAAGCCAGUAACUACCGAAGCUCCCGAAGAAAUUAAAUUGAAACCUGUCCCGAAGCAAAAAGUAGUAGAAAAGGAAGAACCAAUUUCUAAGCCAAUAAUCGAAAAGCCCAAAAAGGUUGAAUCGUUUGAUAUUCCAGAACGAGAAGAACCGGUUAUCGAAUCUAUGCCUGAAUUUGACAAAGAAAUAAUUCCUGAGAAACCUAAACCACAGGAAACUAAAUUACCUUGGCAAAGAGCUCCCAAAACAAAACCAGUCCAAGAAGAAGAAAAACCAAAUAAAAUUAUAAUUGGCAAAGGAAAGAUUCCGAUUCAAGAAGAUAUUAAAGAGGAAGUAAUUUUGAAACCAAUUUCUAAACCAGAAAGAGUAAUUGAACCUGAAAAACCUAAAGAAGUUAAAAAGUCACAUAAACCAGUUAAAGAUUUCGAACAUCCAGAACCCGAAGAAGUGACUUUGCAGCCGUUCAAACCGUCAGAACCUAUAAAGAAAGAGCCCGAAGAAAAAGCUUUACCUGAACCAGUUAAGAAACCAGUUGAACAACCUGAAGAAAAGGAUAAAUCAUUGCCACCUUGGCGAAGGCAACCGAAGCAAGUACCAGAAGAAGUCCAAGAAGAAAAGAAAUGGCCUACUGGUAAAAGAAGACCAAAAUCACCUGAACCAGAAGAAAAAAUACAACUUAAACCAAUCCCAAAAACUGUACCAAUUCCAAAAGAUAAGGAAGUAGAUGAUUCCUUCAAAAAGCCUGUAGAUGACAUACCCACAUCAGAAAUACCGGAUGAUGAACCAAUCAAAUUUAAACCAACUCCCUGGAGAAAACAAAAACCCAAACACGAAAAACCUGAAGAAAUUGAAAAACCCCAAGAAGAACCUAAACCUAAAUUAAUUCCAACAAAAUUAGAAGACACCGAAGUUUUGACUCCAGUUGAAACAGAAAAUCUUCAGUCCGAAACAAAAAUAACUUUGAUCGAGAAACGCGAUGUGGUACAAAAGAAAGAAAAACCGAAAGUGGAAGAACCAAUUCCGAAAGAAGAAGAAGUACAAACAGCUACUUUCCAAAAAGAAACCAAAACAAGUACCAUAUCAAAGAAAGUACAGAAAGUCAGACAAAAAGUUGUUCAAGACAACGAUCAAGGACCAAUUCCAGAAAUUGAAUUGGUAUCACAAAAACGCGUGUCUGAGGUGACCGAUAAAGUAGCCGAGGAAAAUGUACAGAGAGAAGUGGUUGUCAAGGAGAUUAACAAAGCGGUGAGAAAAAGUGUUGAACAAACAAUGGUUUCUGAAGUUGGAAUUACCAUUGAUAAGCCAAAAGCUCCUCGGUUUAUACAACGCGUUGAACCAAUUGCUGCUGAAAAGAACAAACCUGCUCGCCUUGUUUGUAAAGUUGAAGGAACACCAUUCCCAAAUGUUGAAUGGUACAAGAAUGAGCAGUUAUUACAAACUGGACAACGAGUAUUUGUACGCGUUACCGAAAAUACUGUGGCACUUGAAUUUUCACGAGUGGAACCCACUGAUGUUGCUAUUUAUUCUUGCAAAGCAACAAACCUCGCUGGUGUUGCCACAUCAACAGCGAAUUUAAUAAUACUAGAAAAAGAAGAAAGCGGAAUUGCCCCACGGUUUACCAAGCCACUCAAACCCAAGUUCAUCGAGCAAGGACAAACUGCAAUGCUCGAGUGCGCCGUAGUUGGCAAACCAACACCAAAUAUCAAGUGGUUCAACGCAAGUCAAGAGAUUAAGCCAGACAAGAAGACCAAAAUUACAUUCAAUCCACAAACAGGAGUUACAACACUAGAAUUACUUGAACCCUUAACAGAAGAAGCAAUUAUAAGUUGCAUUGCUGAUAACAAAUUUGGAAAAGCGGAAUGUCGCACAAAUAUUACACCAUCCAAAGCAGUACGAGUUACUCAACCGGUAGUUUUGGUUGCGCCAAGAAUAACAAAACCUGUAGAAGCAGUGGUUAGCAAACCAAGAAAAGAUCUUGUACUUGAUGUAGAAUUUGAUGGUUCGCCAGAACUGGAAACUAAAUGGGUACGAAACAAUAAGGUUCUUCAAACAGAUAACAAUUAUACCAUUACAACAAAAGACAAGAAAUCCAAACUUGUUAUCUCUAAAGAUGCACCACAAAAAAGUGGGAAGUAUGAAGUUCGCAUUACAAAUGAGAAGGGUGAAACCAGAUCGGGUGGAUCUGUAAUGAUAACCGAUGACGAAGAAAUAUUAAGCUCACAGGCACCACGUUUCAUCAAACCUAUUUACCCUCAAAUUGUUACACCCGGUGAAGUGGUUGUGGUUGAAGCUAAUGUCGAAGCAUCGCCCACAGCCACAUUCCAAUGGUAUCAGGGAUCAUUUCCAAUACAAUCAUCACCUGAUAUUCGCAUAUCUACCGUCGAAAACAGAUCCAUCUUGGUUAUUAACGACGUUGAUUCUGAUUUUGCUGGUUUGAUUACAUGUCGUGCUGAAAAUGCGGUUGGUUCUGUAUCUUGCACAGCUACCCUGGAUGUCGUUGAAGAAAUGGACUGGCAAGUUACACAAGAGAUUGAAUAUCCUCGAUUCGUCCAACAAAUUACACCACAGAGAGUAAUGGAUGGAGAAAAAGUACAAUUUACAUGUGUAGUGUCUGGAAAACCAACACCCAAGGUUACAUGGUACCAUAAUAAUGAAGUAGUUCAACAAGCUAAAGACGUACUGAUCAUGCAAGAUUCGGAAGGUGUAUGCAGUUUAGCUAUUUCCGAAGUUUUCCCGGAAAAUGCAGGGGAAUACUCCUGUGAAGUCAAUAACAAAGUAGGAAAAGCAAUAUGUAAAUCAUCAUUAAUAGUUGAAGCAUAUGAAUACGUUCCGGACUCUGAGAUAGGACUAAUGACUGGUCCAUCUGAAUCUGAAGAAGAUCUAAUUGCAGAUAAAACGUUGAGCGAUUUAGAUGUUCUAUCUGAUGAUGAAUGUGCGCCGAAAAUAAUCAAGAAAUUACCAGAAGUAAUCUCAACUAAAGAUGGUGACAUUACAAGAUUGGAAGUAAAGGCAAUUGGCAAACCAAUGCCAAAGGGAAAAUGGCUAAAGCACGAUGAAGAAAUAAAACCGUCCAAUGAAUUUGUUAUUGAGAAUUUCGAAGAUGGUACCUCGGUGCUCACGAUAUCUGAAGUGUAUCCUGAUGACACCGGAGAUAUUGUAUUUGAAGCUCAAAAUGAGCUAGGUGUGGCAGUGACUUCCACACAAUUAAUGGUUGAAAGCGUUGAAGGCAUUGUUGGCACAAAAAUGUAUCGCAAACCGGAAUGGGUAACCCACAUGGAGGAGCUUCAAGCUGCACUAAAAGCCGCACACAGCGUUCCCACAUUUGUUAAGGAAAUUACAAACGUUCACGCUUCGGAAGAAGAAGAUGUUGUGUUUGAAUGUGUGUUUUCCGGAACACCACAACCAGAUAUAAUUUGGUACCAUGAUGAUAAGAUCGUAAGAAACACAGAAAGAGUUAAGAUCAGAAUUGAAGAUAACAGGACCUUGUGCACGAUCAAAGACGUUACCAUAGAAGAUGUUGGUACGUACGUGUGCAAAGCUCAGAGUGACAUUGGACUGGCUGUCACAAAGGCCAAACUAAAUGUGCAAGAAAUAACCGAAGAACAAAAACAAGAUAUUAGACUUAAAAAGGCUCAGCAGAAGGUGGAGAAAAUUAAAAAGGAAAAGGUUCGCGUUGAGAAAUCGCGUGAACUUCGCCGUCGUCAACGAGGCUCAUUAACAAGUGAAGAGAUUAAACCAUUGGAUGUCAAAGAAGUUGUUGCGGUCGAACAAGCUGAAGAAAUUAAGGAACAACCAAAACCAAAAGAUAAAGCAGUUCCUAUUAUACCUGUUUUACAACCUGUGUCUACUGAAGCAACGGCGGCAUGUAAGAAAAUCGAUGAUACAGAAGAAACCACAGAAGAGUUUUCGCAAACGGCUAAGACCAUUAUUUCAACAAAGGAAUCCUUAUCUGUGUCUGAGAUACAUACAGAUACCGAUUUGGGUGAAGUAGAUAAACAUAAACCAAAAUCACGCACAGCCAAAACCAAGACAUCUGAAAGUGUAUCCGAAGAAGUUGUUGUAACUGAAGUUAAUCUCGAAGAAGUUAUCAAGCGAGUAGAAGAAAUUAUCAUCAAUGAAGAAAUUCGCAUGGCUAAGGAAGUAAGCGAAGUGCUUGACUUUAUUCGCGUCAAGGAAUUCGGACCUGGCGAGAAUCCUUUGAGGGAAUUAGCCGAAAUUGGUUAUUUAGUUCGCAAUGGAAUUACAGUCAAAGAAGUCACGGUGUUGUACAACGAAGACAAAUUCCCAUACUUAAAAACACCAGAAUCCCAAUCAGCUAUGGUUAACGUCGUUGAGCGAAAGGGUUAUGGUCCGCUCAUUUCAGAAGUCCUUACAGAGGAAACAACGGUUGAUGAGAAGGUCAUGGCUGCAACAGUUGGAUUUAGGGCAUUCAUGAAGAUGGUAGAAUUGAAAUACGCAACAGUGGAAGAAGUGAUCACGUUGUUUAAACCUGAUGACUUCAUUACUCACGCUUGGGAAAUUACAGAAGUGCUAGAGGAAACAACCAAACACGGUGCAACUGAAACUGCGCAGUUUGCUGAACGUAUUCAAGUAUUAACCGGUCAGAAGAAAGUUAAAAAAUUACGAUUUAAGAAUGAAGAUGAGAUUGUCGCCGAAAAAGAGGAAAUCUACGAAUCCUUGCAAAGCGUCGAACCUAAAAUAGCCAAUGUCAAUAUUGAUGUACAUGAACUAGCAGUUCAACAAGAAAGAAUCUUGACAUCAGACUCCUUAGAUACAUUGAAAAUUAAACCUACUGUUUCUGAAACUGUUCAGCCAACACAAGAGCUUUACUCUAGUGUUACCGUAACGGAGAAAAUUCUAGAAGACAGGGAGCAAGAUUUUGAAGGAAAGUUUAAACCUGAAAUGAGCGAAGCAAAAAUUGCUUUAGAACAAGGAAAAUGUGUUCAAAUUACAACUGAAGUAACUUCAGAUAAUAAAGAGGGAAUAUUAGAAACCGCAAUUACUCCUGAAAAUAAAAAGGCUAUAACUUCAGUAAGUACUUUAGAAAUUGCAGAGAAAACUGAAGUUCACGCAGCGGGCUCGGUAUCAGAAAGUAUAACAGCAGCUGUAGUGUCUAAAGAUUCAGCAAAUGUUAAUGUGGUGGCAUUAGAAAGCGUCGUUUCUUCGCAACCGAUAAUACAAGAAAAAGAAACGGAUUUAGCAUUGGAUAAAAAACAUGAUACGAAAAAAGCUGAUUUUGCAUUAGAAGGCCACCAAGGCGUUGCAAUUUCAGAGACUGUAGCAAAUGAAAACGAAGUAUCUUUCGAAGGAUCGCCAAAGCCAAAAACCAGCAAGGCUACUUUUGAUAUUCUAGAGAAAAUAAAUAUUCAAACUAGCAUUACUACUUCAAGUGAUAAUGUAGAAUCGUUAGACAUUCAAGAACCAAAUAAAGUUAUGGCGCAAGAAGCCCAAACAGAGCAUCAAUCUGUAAUACAUUCGCAGCCUUUAGCUAUUGACAAAGAGGGAGAUUUAAACACUGUGGAACCUUUAACUAAAAAUGCCGUUAAAAGUGUUGAUGAAUUUGUAGGUUUGACUAUUUCAGAAGUUUUAACUUCAGGUGUAGAAGGUGAUCUAGACACUAAAAUAGCUAGUACUGAAAGGGCUUCCACUGAAAUAAACACAAUGCAAGCUGUAGAAAGAACACAGAAUCGUCCGUUGGAAUCAAUCAAUCAAUUUGCUCCAAUUGAGCACACAACCACAGAGGCCAACGUAACAAUGGACAAUCGUGAAAGUGUCAUUGCUAGUGAGCUUAUUAUUCAUGAACAAGAAAAAGAGUUCACACAAAAACCUGUGUUUGAUUCUUCACUUGCUACAACAACAUUUGAAGAGAACAAACCAAUUCAUGUUAGUGAAAUAUUACCAGAGGAAAAAGAAAUUAGUGUUGAAGAUCAAAGUUAUGAUACUAGAAAAGCUUUGCCUGGUUAUACAGAACUCGAGUCUGUUAUUCAAACUGAAAUUACAACUCAGUCAAAUAUUGGAGACUUAUCUCAAGCAGAACGUCAAAAUGAGAAAGCUCAACUAAUUCAAGAUUCAGAAUUCAGAGAAGGUAUUAUAACAUCUGAGAAACACGUUCAGGAGAAGGAAUCUGUUUUCGAAGCCACUGAGCUAUUAACCAAAUCUGCAGAACAAAUUUUAGUACCAUUAAAACAUAUCACUAUAUCUGAAACAACUACCCAUAACAAGGAGCAAGAAUAUGCUGGAAAGCCAUCAUUUACUGGUUCCAAUGCACAGAUUGAUUUUAAUGUUCAAGAAGUUGUUGUAAAAGCUGAAACAGUUGCAAGUGAAAGCUAUGAUCAAAUGAAAACAGAAAUGCCCACUACUGCUACAGCAAAUAAAUCUCAGUUAACGAUGGAAUCGGUAUCUGUCACGAGCACGCAGUCUGCUGAAAAAGAAGACUUGCUAUCGAAAGCUCCAAGUAUGCCGAAUAAGGAAACAGCUGGUGUAAGCCAGUCUCAAGCACUUCCACUGAAUGUGACUGAAGUAUACUCAGAAGAAGUAGGCAAUAAACUACAGCCAGCUAGCGUUAUACCUGAUAAAGCUACUGCAGUUAUACCAGAGAGUAAGCAUUUGGAACAAUUUGAAACGAUGACUAUGACAACCAUUCAGGACUUUGUCAACAAGGAGCAUUCCACAACAAAGGCACAUCAAAAGCAAACCACGUUUGAUGGUUUAACCACAUCAGUUGUUUCAACAAUUGAAACUGAAACUAUGCUCCCUGUCGAAGAAAGAUCGCUGCAAGUAGUGAAUGUUAAUAUUGAUACACGGGAGUCAGUAGAAGUAACUCAAAUACAAGCACACGAAACAGAAGGUUCAAAUGUGAUGAUUCGCAAAGCUGACGAAAAUAUUGUUAAACCGAGUUUUGUUGAACGUCAAGUUGCGCUACAAGAAGAAGUUGAAUCAAUUCAAGCACCAGACAAAAUAAUUGACAAGAAAAUGGCUACAGAAAAAGCAAAUACAAGUGCGCUCGAACAACAUAGCUUACAAGUAACAUGUGUAGACGCAACAGGUAGUCUGGAAUCCUUACAUUCUUUCGAAGAUAAUCAGAAAAAAGCUGUAAAAGUAUUAGUUCCCGACAAAUCUGCAAGCAUAGUACUACAUGAAGUACUUCCUAACGAACACGAGGGUGAAUUGGAUGACUAUGCAUUACACACCACACGUCCAAAAAUUACACAGAUUCCAUCUACAAUGAAUACGCAAACUGCACUCGAACAGAUGCCAGACGUUAGAACUGACAUAACCAACACACAGCACACUAAAGAAGAAAUCAUCACUACAUUUAAAACCAUACCUGGCACAGACACAACAGUAACUACUAAAACAAAACGAACAAUUUUAAAGCAAAAGAAAGGUAGUAUGCAAGAGGGUGAUGUCAUCAUUGAUGAGGAAUUAGAUGCAUCUGAACAUGUAGAAUUGCCUCAAGCUAAUGAAGCAAGUUCUAGCAUCAUAAUUCAAGAAAUGCCGGAACAAAUUCAAGUAACUGAAGUAGUGGACAGGGAUGGAACCACAAAGAAACAAGUAGUGAAGAAACGAGUAAUCAAAAAAUAUAAGAGUGGCAAACAGGAGACUACCGAAAUUGUAACGGUGGAAGAAGAAGGGAAGAAACCUGAAACCACAGUAACUGUACAAGAACUUCCGGAAGAAGAAGUUCAUUUCUUAGAACGGCCAGACUUCAAAAAGCCAGAAUAUAUUGAAGAAAUGCCUGAGCAAGUUCAAGUUACUGAAGUAGUAACACGGGAUGGUUCCACAAAGAAACAAGUGGUGAAGAAACGCGUCAUCAAGAAACGCAAGGGUGGCAAACAGGAGACAACCGAAAUUGUAACAGUGGAAGAAGAAGGGAAGAAACCUGAAACCACAGUAACUGUACAAGAACUUCCGGAAGAAGAAGUUCAUUUCUUAGAACGGCCAGAAUUCAAAAAGCCAGAAUAUAUUGAAGAAAUGCCUGAGCAAGUACAAAUUACCGAGGUAGUGACAAGAGAUGGCUCUACCAAGAAACAAGUGGUGAAGAAACGCGUCAUCAAGAAACGCAAGGGUGGCAAACAAGAGACAACCGAAAUUGUAACAGUGGAAGAAGAAGGGAAGAAACCUGAAACCACAGUAACUGUACAAGAACUUCCGGAAGAAGAAGUUCAUUUCUUAGAACGGCCAGAAUUCAAAAAGCCCGAGUUCAUUGAAGAAAUGCCUGAGCAAGUACAAAUUACCGAGGUAGUGACAAGAGAUGGCUCUACCAAGAAACAAGUGGUGAAGAAACGCGUCAUCAAGAAACGCAAAGGUGGCAAGCAGGAGACAACAGAAAUUGUAACAGUGGAAGAAGAAGGGAAGAAACCUGAAACCACAGUAACUGUGCAAGAACUUCCUGAAGAGGAAGUUCAUUUCUUAGAACAGCCAGAAUUCAAAAAGCCAGAAUAUAUCGAAGAAAUGCCGGAGCAAGUCCAAGUUACUGAAGUAGUAACACGGGACGGUUCCACAAAGAAACAAGUGGUGAAGAAACGCGUCAUCAAGAAACGCAAAGGUGGCAAGCAGGAGACAACCGAAAUUGUAACAGUGGAAGAAGAAGGGAAGAAACCUGAAACCACAGUAACUGUGCAAGAACUUCCGGAAGAAGAAGUUCAUUUCUUAGAACGGCCAGAAUUCAAAAAACCAGAAUAUAUUGAAGAAAUGCCUGAGCAAGUGCAAAUUACUGAGGUGGUGACCAAAGAUGGCUCUUCCAAGAAACAAGUGGUGAAGAAACGCGUCAUCAAGAAACGCAAGGGUGGCAAACAGGAGACAACAGAAAUUGUUACAGUGGAAGAAGAAGGGAAGAAACCUGAAACCACAGUAACUGUGCAAGAACUUCCUGAAGAGGAAGUUCAUUUCUUAGAACGGCCAGAAUUCAAAAAGCCAGAAUAUAUCGAAGAAAUGCCGGAGCAAGUCCAAGUUACUGAAGUAGUAACACGGGACGGUUCCACAAAGAAACAAGUGGUGAAGAAACGCGUCAUCAAGAAACGCAAAGGUGGCAAGCAGGAGACAACCGAAAUUGUAACAGUGGAAGAAGAAGGGAAGAAACCUGAAACCACAGUAACUGUGCAAGAACUUCCUGAAGAGGAAGUUCAUUUCUUAGCGGCCAAAAUUCAAAAGCCGGAAUAUAUCGAAGAAAUGCCGGAGCAAGUCCAAGUUACUGAAGUAGUAACACGGGACGGUUCCACAAAGAAACAAGUGGUGAAGAAACGCGUCAUCAAGAAACGCAAGGGUGGCAAACAGGAGACAACAGAAAUUGUAACUGUGGAAGAAGAAGGGAAGAAACCUGAAACCACAGUAACUGUACAGGAACUUCCUGAAGAGGAAGUUCAUUUCUUAGAACGGCCAGAAUUCCAAAAGCCAGAAUAUAUCGAAGAAAUGCCGGAGCAAGUCCAAGUUACUGAAGUAGUAACACGGGACGGUUCCACAAAGAAACAAGUGGUGAAGAAACGCGUCAUCAAGAAACGCAAGGGUGGCAAACAGGAGACAACAGAAAUUGUAACUGUGGAAGAAGAAGGGAUGAAACCUGAAACCACAGUAACUGUACAAGAGCUUCCGGAAGAAGAAGUUCAUUUCUUAGAACGGCCAGAAUAUAUUGAAGAAAUGCCUGAGCAAGUACAAAUUACCGAGGUAGUGACAAGAGAUGGCUCUACCAAGAAACAAGUGGUGAAGAAACGCGUCAUCAAGAAACGCAAAGGUGGCAAGCAGGAGACAACAGAAAUUGUAACAGUGGAAGAAGAUGGGAAGAAACCUGAAACCACAGUGACUGUGCAAGAACUUCCUGAAGAGGAAGUUCAUUUCUUAGAACGGCCAGAAUUCAAAAAGCCAGAAUAUAUCGAAGAAAUGCCGGAGCAAGUCCAAGUUACUGAAGUAGUAACACGGGACGGUUCCACAAAGAAACAAGUGGUGAAGAAACGCGUCAUCAAGAAACGCAAGGGUGGGAAACAGGAGACAACAGAAAUUGUAACUGUGGAGGAAGAAGGGAAGAAACCUGAAACCACAGUAACUGUACAAGAACUUCCUGAAGAGGAAGUUCACUUCUUAGAACGGCCAGAAUUCAAAAAGCCAGAAUAUAUCGAAGAAAUGCCGGAGCAAGUCCAAGUUACUGAAGUAGUAACACGGGACGGUUCCACAAAGAAACAAGUGAUGAAGAAACGCGUCAUCAAGAAACGCAAGGGUGGCAAACAGGAGACAACAGAAAUUGUAACUGUGGAAGAAGAAGGGAAGAAACCUGAAACCACAGUAACUGUACAAGAACUUCCGGAAGAAGAAGUUCAUUUCUUAGAACGGUCAGAAUUCAAAAAGCCAGAAUAUAUUGAAGAAAUGCCUGAGCAAGUCCAAGUUACUGAAGUAGUAACGCGGGAUGGUUCUACAAAGAAACAAGUAGUGAAGAAACGAGUGAUUAAGAAACGUAAGGGUGGCAAGCAGGAGACAACAGAAAUUGUAACAGUGGAAGAAGAAGGGAAGAGACCUGAAACCACAGUAACUGUACAAGAACUUCCGGAAGAAGAAGUUCACUUCUUAGAACGGUCCGAAUUCAAAAAGCCAGAAUAUAUUGAAGAAAUGCCUGAGCAAGUCCAAGUUACUGAAGUAGUAACGCGGGAUGGUUCUACAAAGAAACAAGUAGUGAAGAAACGAGUGAUUAAGAAACGUAAGGGUGGCAAGCAGGAGACAACAGAAAUUGUAACAGUGGAAGAAGAAGGGAAGAAACCUGAAACCACAGUAACUGUACAAGAACUUCCGGAAGAAGAAGUUCAUUUCUUGGAACGGCCAGAAUUCGAAAAGCCAGAAUAUAUUGAAGAAAUGUCUGAGCAAGUCCAAGUUACCGAGGUGGUGACAAGAGAUGGGUCUACCAAGAAACAAGUGGUGAAGAAACGCGUCAUCAAAAAACGUAAGGGUAGCAAACAGGAGACAACAGAAAUUGUAACAGUGGAAGAAGAAGGGAAGAAACCUGAAACCACCGUAACUGUUCAAGAACUUCCGGAAGAAGAAGUUCAUUUCUUGGAACGGCCAGAACAAAAGCCAGAAUAUAUUGAAGAAAUGCCUGAGCAAGUCCAAGUUACCGAGGUGGUGACAAGAGAUGGGUCUACCAAGAAACAAGUGGUGAAGAAACGCGUCAUCAAGAAACACAAGGUUGGCAAACUGGAGACAACAGAAAUUGUAACUGUGGAAGAAGAAGGGAAGAAACCUAAAACCACAGUAACUGUGCAAGAACUUCCUGAAGAGGAAGUUCAUUUCUUAGAACGGCCAGAAUUCAAAAAGCCAGAAUAUAUUGAAGAAAUGCCUGAGCAAGUCCAAGUUACUGAAGUAGUAACACGGGAUGGUUCCACAAAGAAACAAGUAGUGAAGAAACGAGUGAUUAAGAAACGUAAGGGUGGCAAGCAGGAGACAACAGAAAUUGUAACAGUGGAAGAAGAAGGGAAGAAACCUGAAACCACAGUAACUGUACAAGAACUUCCGGAAGAAGAAGUUCAUUUCUUAGAACGGCCAGAAUUCAAAAAGCCAGAAUAUAUUGAAGAAAUGCCUGAGCAAGUCCAAGUGACUGAAGUUGUGAGCCGGGAUGGUACCAUCAAGAAACAAGUAGUGAAGAAACGAGUCAUUAAAAAACGUAAGGCAGGCAAACAGGAAACAACAGAAAUUGUAACCGUGGAAGAAGAAGGGAAGAAACCUGAAACCACAGUAACUGUACAGGAACUUCCGGAAGAAGAAGUUAAUUUCUUGGAACGGCCAGAAUUCAAAAAGCCAGAAUAUAUUGAAGAAAUGCCUGAGCAAGUCCAAGUUUCUGAAGUAGUAACACGGGAUGGUUCCACAAAGAAACAAGUAGUGAAGAAACGAGUGAUUAAGAAACGUAAGGGUGGCAAGCAGGAGACAACAGAAAUUGUAACAGUGGAAGAAGAAGGGAAAAAACCUGAAACCACAGUAACUGUACAAGAACUUCCGGAAGAAGAAGUUCAUUUCUUAGAACGGCCAGAAUUCAAAAAACCAGAAUAUAUUGAAGAAAUGCCUGAGCAAGUGCAAAUUACUGAGGUGGUGACCAAAGAUGGCUCUUCCAAGAAACAAGUGGUGAAGAAACGCGUCAUCAAGAAACGCAAGGGUGGCAAACAGGAGACAACAGAAAUUGUUACAGUGGAAGAAGAAGGGAAGAAACCUGAAACCACAGUAACUGUGCAAGAACUUCCUGAAGAGGAAGUUCAUUUCUUAGAACGGCCAGAAUUCAAAAAGCCAGAAUAUAUCGAAGAAAUGCCGGAGCAAGUCCAAGUUACUGAAGUAGUAACACGGGACGGUUCCACAAAGAAACAAGUGGUGAAGAAACGCGUCAUCAAGAAACGCAAAGGUGGCAAGCAGGAGACAACCGAAAUUGUAACAGUGGAAGAAGAAGGGAAGAAACCUGAAACCACAGUAACUGUGCAAGAACUUCCUGAAGAGGAAGUUCAUUUCUUAGAACGGCCAAAAUUCAAAAAGCCGGAAUAUAUCGAAGAAAUGCCGGAGCAAGUCCAAGUUACUGAAGUAGUAACACGGGACGGUUCCACAAAGAAACAAGUGGUGAAGAAACGCGUCAUCAAGAAACGCAAGGGUGGCAAACAGGAGACAACAGAAAUUGUAACUGUGGAAGAAGAAGGGAAGAAACCUGAAACCACAGUAACUGUACAGGAACUUCCUGAAGAGGAAGUUCAUUUCUUAGAACGGCCAGAAUUCCAAAAGCCAGAAUAUAUCGAAGAAAUGCCGGAGCAAGUCCAAGUUACUGAAGUAGUAACACGGGACGGUUCCACAAAGAAACAAGUGGUGAAGAAACGCGUCAUCAAGAAACGCAAGGGUGGCAAACAGGAGACAACAGAAAUUGUAACUGUGGAAGAAGAAGGGAAGAAACCUGAAACCACAGUAACUGUACAAGAACUUCCGGAUGAAGAAGUUCAUUUCUUGGAACGGCCAGAAUUCAAAAAGCCAGAAUAUAUUGAAGAAAUGCCUGAGCAAGUGCAAAUUACUGAGGUCGUAACAAGAGAUGGUUCUACCAAGAAACAAGUGGUGAAAAAACGCGUCAUAAAGAGACGCAAGGGUGGCAAACAGGAGACAACUGAAAUUGUAACAGUGGAAGAAGAAGGGAAGAAACCUGAAACCACAGUAACUGUUCAAGAAUUUCCGGAAGAAGAAGUUCACUUUUUAGAACGGCCAGAAUUCAAAAAGCCAGAAUAUAUUGAAGAAAUGCCUGAGCAAGUGCAAAUUACCGAGGUAGUGACAAGAGAUGGCGCUACGAAGAAACAAGUGGUGAAGAAACGCGUCAUCAAGAAACGCAAGGGUGGCAAACAGGAGACUACUGAAAUUGUAACAGUGGAAGAAGAAGGGAAGAAACCUGAAACCACAGUAACUGUACAAGAACUUCCGGAUGAAGAAGUUCAUUUCUUGGAACGGCCAGAAUUCAAAAAGCCAGAAUAUAUUGAAGAAAUGCCUGAGCAAGUGCAAAUUACUAAGGUCGUAACAAGAGAUGGUUCUACCAAGAAACAAGUGGUGAAAAAACGCGUCAUAAAGAGACGCAAGGGUGGCAAACAGGAGACAACUGAAAUUGUAACAGUGGAAGAAGAAGGGAAGAAACCUGAAACCACAGUAACUGUUCAAGAAUUUCCGGAAGAAGAAGUUCACUUUUUAGAACGGCCAGAAUUCAAAAAGCCAGAAUAUAUUGAAGAAAUGCCUGAGCAAGUGCAAAUUACCGAGGUAGUGACAAGAGAUGGCGCUACGAAGAAACAAGUGGUGAAGAAACGCGUCAUCAAGAAACGCAAGGGUGGCAAACAGGAGACUACUGAAAUUGUAACAGUGGAAGAAGAAGGGAAGAAACCUGAAACCACAGUAACUGUACAAGAACUUCCGGAUGAAGAAGUUCAUUUCUUGGAACGGCCAGAAUUCAAAAAGCCAGAAUAUAUUGAAGAAAUGCCUGAGCAAGUGCAAAUUACUGAGGUCGUAACAAGAGAUGGUUCUUCCAAGAAACAAGUGGUGAAAAAACGCGUCAUAAAGAAACGCAUGGGUGGCAAACAGGAGACAACUGAAAUUGUAACAGUGGAAGAAGAAGGGAAGAAACCUGAAACCACAGUAACUGUACAAGAACUUCCGGAAGAAGAAAUUCAUUUCUUGGAACGGCCAGAAUUCAAAAAGCCAGAAUAUAUCGAAGAAAUGCCUGAACAAGUGCAAAUUACUGAGGUCGUAACAAGAGAUGGUUCUACCAAGAAACAAGUGGUGAAGAAACGCGUCAUCAAGAAACGCAAAGGUGGCAAACAGGAGACAACGGAAAUUGUAACAGUGGAAGAAGAAGGGAAGAAACCUGAAACCAAAGUAACUGUACAAGAACUUCCGGAAGAAGAAGUUCAUUUCUUGGAACGUCCAGAAUUCAAAAAGCCAGAAUAUAUCGAAGAAAUGCCUGAACAAGUGCAAAUUACGGAGGUCGUAACAAGAGAUGGUUCUACCAAGAAACAAGUGGUGAAGAAACGCGUCAUCAAGAAACGCAAAGGUGGCAAACAGGAGACAACGGAAAUUGUAACAGUGGAAGAAGAAGGGAAGAAACCUGAAACCACAGUAACUGUACAAGAACUUCCUGAAGAAGAUGUUCUUUUCGUAGAACGGCCUGAAUUCAAAAAGCCGGAAUACAUUGAAGAAAUGCCUGAGCAAGUCCAAGUGACUGAAGUUGUGAGCCGGGAUGGUACCAUCAAGAAACAAGUAGUGAAGAAACGAGUCAUUAAAAAACGUAAGGCAGGCAAACAGGAAACAACAGAAAUUGUAACUUUGGAAGAAGAAGGAAAGAAACCCCAAACUACAGUAACUGUACAAGAACUUCCUGAAGAGGAAGUGCAUUUCUUAGAAAGGCCUGAAUUCCAGAAGUCAGAAUGUAUAGAGGAAAUGCCGGAACAGGUGCAAGUUUCUGAGGUAGUAACAAGGGAAGUACUACGAAAACAAGUUGUUAAAAAACGAAUUAUUAAGAAACGCAAAGGCUCUACUGACAAAACAGCUGAAUUAACUGAGGAAAUUACGGAAAUAGAAGAACCUAAGUACUUAUUUGUGCCUACAUUAGCUAAUAAGAAUCAAGAAUCCGAGGAAGAAUUGAUAAAUGCUGCGAGAUUAGAGUUUAUCAAAAAAGCGCUUUACACCCCAGAAACUAAAGAACCAUCUGAAGAAGAGACUGUAGAUGUGCCGAAAAAAGAUAUUAAAAAGAAGGUAAAGAAGAUAACGAAAAUAAGUGAUAAACCCACACAUUCGGUUACCUUUACACAGGAAGGACCUUCGUUUGAAGUAGCAACUGUCGAAGAAUUACCACUAAAUAUUAACGUUGUUGAGUCGGAGACGUCAGAUGGAAAGGUUGUGAAGAAAAUAAUUAAGAAACGUACGAUAAGGAAACGCACAGGAGAUACGGCACAAGACACUGAAAUUGUUACCGUCGAAGAAGAUGGCCAGGUUGUUGAUACUUCAGUGAACAUUUCACAUAAACCAGUUACUGAAGAAAUUCUCCACGCAUCUCCAAUAGUGGAGGAAAUGCCAGAAGUUGAUCAAAUAAUUGAAAUUGAUACUCAUAGUAAAACACCUAAAAAGAAAAUAACAACUAAAAAUGUUUAUCACAAAGAUAUUGGGCCAAAUAUUGAAGUAACAGAAAUUAAAACAAUUGAAGAAGACGGUAAAGCAUCUGAAACAUCAGUUCAUGUUGAAGUAGUUAAGAAAGAAGAAUUCGAAAGACGUAAGAAGAGAAAACCUAAGAAGAAACAAGAGAAAAUACUUUUUGUGCCCACUCUUGUCAAAGAUGCUGACGACACUGAAGAUUACGUUAUUGAUCAACUUAGAUUGGAAAUCGUGAAGAAGGCUGUAUCUUUACCGCAGUAUGAUAAUAUGCCGGAAGAAGAACUAGAGACAUUUAUGGAUGGCACCGAAACAGAGACUGCUUGUGUAACACUUGAAGAGUAUCCAGAGUUAGUGCGAGUAGUUGAAACUAUUACUCCUACUGGAGAAGUAUGUAAAAAGACAAUUAAGAAGAAACGAAUUAGAAAAACUACGGCUGGAAAUCAAGAUAUUACAAGCAUAGUAACCGUCGAAGAAGAAAAUAAACCGACAGAAGCUUACAUUGUUGAAGAAGAUGAUGAGAUAAUUUCCGAUACUGAAAAGCCCAUUUCAGUAACAGCAGUAACCGAAGACGUUAUUGUUGAAGAUGUUGGUACAGUUUCUAAGCCAAAGAAAAGGAUUACUAAGAAACACAAAAUCACAAAACCAUCCGAAGGCACACAGCAAGUAAUUGAAACUGUCACAGUAAAAGAAGAAGGAAAACCAGAUGAAACCACCACAGUUCAAUACGAUGUCGAUCAGGAAUCUCCCGAAAAACUUAAACCGGAAGCAAUCAAAAAACCAAAACCAAAAACAAGCAAAAUUGAUCAAGGUAAAGAAGUUGUUGAACCAAAGAUAAGAAAAUUGAAACCUGCAUCUAAGAAGCCACUAAAGGAACCAAAACCCGUUAAAUUUAGGCUGAAAAGUCGCAUACGAGAUGUUGAAUUCCCAUCUAAAUCUGAGCAGUAUCAAUUACCACUUGUUACAGAUCUUCCCAAAGUAUACAGAGAUAAUGGAAUAUUAUCGCGAAAUAUUAAAGAAGCUGAAAACAUUAAACCUAAGAAGCGGCGUCCAAAACGAAAGGAUUAUAGCACGGAUGACUUAGAAAACUUGGAAGAAAUAGAAUUCCCUAAAAAAGUGCAACCUGAAGAAAUUGACGACACAACUAAAUACAAAAGACCUGAAAAGAAGCCAAAAGAGCCAGAAGAGCCUGCUGGAAAAUUAAAACUAGGGAAAGGUAAAAUACCCGAAAGAAUAGAAGAACCAGAAAAUAUAUCUCUUAAACCAAUUCCCACUAAACCAAAAGAUGCACCAGCGCCAGAAAAGAAACCACUGAAAGUAGGGGAAGUUGAAGGUAUAUCUACAGGGGUUUAUGAACCUGAAGAACUUGAAUUAACACCGCUGCAAUUUGAAGAAGAUCGAAAGCCAAAAACUCGUAAGAAGUCGAAAAAAGAUGUAAGUGUUUACGAAUUACCGGAAGAAAAGGUACUGGUUCCAAGUGUAGACAAACAAGGCAAACCAACAACGAAAACGGUUAGAAAACGAGUGAUUAAGAAAAUUACAGCACCCACCGAGGAAGUGACAGAAAUUGAAACAGUACAAUAUGAUGAUCAGGAACCUAUUGUCACUGUAACAGUACAAGAAACCUCAGAUGUUCAGGAUACUCCUACUGUUUUAGAAGUAAUUGAGGAGCCUGAAACCGUGACCACUGAAUUCAUCACAAAAGAUAAUGUAACGAAGAAGCGCACGGUUCGUAAACGAUUAAUUAAAAAACCGAAAGACGGUGUUACCGAAAAUACUGAAAUUGUAUGUAUUGAAGAAGAUGACAAAGAACCUGAAAUAUUUAUGACACAAUAUCUUGUUGAUGGACCUAUCCAAAAAACUAUUGCAAGUUCAGUACACCAAGAACUUCCAGAAGAAGUAAGCGUUAGUGAAGUUAUUACAGAAACUGGCAAAAAGGUUAAGAAAACAGUAAAGAAACGUAUAAUUAAAAAACAGCAGGCACCUACGGAAGAAGUAACGGUAAUAGAAACUGUCGAGGAACCAGAUCAGGAACCAAUUACUACUGUGAAAGUACUUGAAAAAGAAGCUCCAAUUGAUACAGGUGUAUUCGAACACACUGAAGUUAUUGAGGAGCUUCCUGAAGAAGUUCAAGUCACUCAAAUUGUAGAUGAAACUGGCAAACUUACGACAAAAACGACAAAGAAACGAAUUAUUAAAAAACCGAAAGGUAAAACAAUUGAAACAACAGAAAUUGUAAGUGAACAAGUAGAAGAUAAGCCAGCUAAAAUAUCAGUUCGAAGAUCAUCAGCUAGAAAUAUUGAGGCAUUGGAUAAUGAAGAAGAUACGGAAAUAUUUGAGCCACUGUUAACUAAAACGGCAAAGGCACGUCCCAGCAUGCAUGAACUACCUGAAGAAGUAACAGUAACUGAAGUAAAGUCGAGAUGGGGUCAACCUGUACAAGUCAUUAAAAAGAAGCGGACAAUUAAGAAACCUGUUUUGCCACAAGUAGAAACUACCGAAAUUGUAACAGUACAAGAAGGCGAAGAGGAACCCGUAAGUACAGUUAUUGUAUCCACAGAACAAAUUGAAUUUUCGGACGUUGUGGAUAUUCCUGAUGAAGCCACUGUAGUCGAAGAAUUGCCGGAUGAAAUAGUAAUUGAAGACAACAAGAAGAAAAUCAUUAAACGAAGACUUAUCAAAAAGCCCAAGGAAAAGAAAGAUGAAUUGAUUGAAAUUGAAACUAUCACAGAACCCUGUAAAGAGCCCGAAACGACCGUGAGGACUUCAAAAGUUAAGAAGGCUCCACUUAGUGAAGAAAUUGUAGAAACAUUGGAACCGUGGGAGGUGAAAAAAUCGAAAGGUAAACCUGUUCUUCAUGAAAUGCCAGAAAAGGUGUUAAUCACACAAGUUGUUAGCCACGAUGGAAAACGAGUUCAACGUAUUGAAAAAACUAGGACUAUAAAGAAACAUAUUGCACCAAAGGCAGAAGUUACUACCAUAGAAACAAUUCAAGAAGGUAUUAAAGAACCUGUUUCAAAAAUAACUGUUACAGAAGAACAUAUAGAUGUGUUUGAGAAUGUGCCAACGGAUGCCACACCAUUGGUGGAAAUGCCAAAUGAUAUUAAAGUUUUAGAGCAAGUUUCUGAUGCAGGUGAAACUACAACAAAAGUAAUUAAAAAACGUAUCAUCAAAAAACCUAAAGGAAAAGAUACCGAAACUACUGAAAUUACUACGGUGUUAGAAGAUGGUAAGCAACCUCAGGUUACAAUAGAAGUGAAAGAAAAUGUAGAAGAAGUAGAUUCUUUGGAACCAUUUAGCAUAAAACCAAAGAAAGCCAAAGUUAAAGUUCAGGAACUUCCUGAGGAAGUAGCCGUUAGCCAUGUAGUAACCGCAGAAGGUAAAACCGAAAAGAAAACAGUUCGUAAACGCACCCUCAAAAAGGAAAUUCAGCCAACAAGUGAAAUCACUGAAAUCAUUACUAUUGAAGAACCAGGCAAAGAACCAACAACAUCAAUUGUCACAUAUGAAGAUAAUAAACCUGAAUUCAAAACGCCAACCCAGGAAGAACGAAUUGAAGAGUUGCCUACUCAAAUAGAAAUUACAGAAAUCACUGAUAAAGAUGGACCCCGUAAGAAAACUACUAAAAAACGAUUGUUUAAGAAAUCAAAAGGAAAUGACACUCAAAUUACUGAAAUAGUAACUACUCAAGAAGAAGGCCAAGCCCCUGAAACAAAAGUCUUGGUAAAAUCGGUCCCAUCCGACGAAAUGCCAUCGCAAACUGCGCAGCCACAUGUCACUAUUGAAGAAUUACCUGAAGAGGUGACUGUAUUAAACGUUGUCACACCCGAAGGUAAUGUUGUUGAGCAGCGUAUAAGAAAACGCAUCAUUAAGAAACACAAAAAGCCACAUGAAGAAAUAACUAACAUCGAAAGUGUACAAAUUGGAGAAGAUGAACCUAUCACUACUAUAAGUAUAUCAGAACAGGAACCCAAGGAUAAACCCAGGGAUGAAAUACCUACCAAAUAUGAAGUAUCUGAAGAACUACCCGAGCAAAUUAACAUUGUUGAAGAAACCGUUGGACAUAAGAAAGUAAAGAAGGUGGUUAAGAAACGCGUUAUUGUAAAACCACAGGACAACGGUCAGAUUGAAACUACUGAAAUCGUAACCAUUCAGAAAGACGAUGAAUUGCCAGAAGUUACAGUGAAUAAAUAUACCACUGACGAAUCAUUUGUUAACGAAUAUCUUGAUGAAUUCACACCUACAACAGAAAAGCCACGUAAACCCAAAAUUGUUAGCGUUGAUGAUGAGGUAACCAACAUUAGUAGUACGAGUAACGUCGAAAUACACAAACAACCGAAAAUCAAAAUAAUUAAACACAAACGACCAGCCAAAGAGGAACAGACACCUACAACACACACAAUUAGUGAAAUUAAACAAACCGAUGAUACGCUAGGUGAUAUUCGGGAAGAUGUGGUGUUUGAUAAAGCAACAUCAGUUACAGAAAGCAAAGAACAUGUUUCAAUUACUACUGUUGAAACUCAAAAAGGGGUAACAUUUGAUGAAAUUCCAGUUUCCGUUACAGCUCAAGAGACAUUCGAACCAGAGGUAGUUUCAGAGAAAAAAGGUAAAGUCGUUAGAAAGGUUAAGAAAGUGCAUGGAAAGAAAGAAGAAUUCGUUGAGGAAGUUGUCGAAGAAAAACCAGAAGAAAUUGAACGCGUGGAAGAAGAACCUCGUGAUAAGAAACCAAAGCAAAAACCAAAGUUAGAGAAACUGGAGCCACUUAAAGUUGAAAAGAAAGCGCAAUUACCACAAAAGUUGGUUAUAUCAAAACCUGAGGAACCAGUAAAUUUAGCAGAAAUUAAGCUGAAAAAACCUAAAAUCCCACAAAGGAAAGAAAGAAAAGAUUCGAAGCUGCCCAAGUUUUUGUUAAAGAGUCGUAUUAACUAUAUUGAUUUUCCUCCAUUAAAAGAAACUAAACAAAUACCAAAGAUAACUGAAUUGGAACCAAUAUAUAAAGACAAUGGUAUUCUUUCUAGGAAUGUUGCGGAAGCAGAAAAUAUACCAAAAACAAAACGCCGCAAAUUGAAAGCUAAAGAUAAACAUGUAGAAGAUUUAGAAAAACUUGACUUAGAUAUGGACGAUUACGAAAAACCAAAAUUAGAAACAGUUGAUGAUGCGUAUAAAUAUCAAAAGCCUGAAAAGAAACCUAAAGAAGAAAAACCAAGUGAUGUUCCACAAUUAAAAAUUGGCAAAGGCAAGAUGCCUCCCGCAGAAGAAGAACCUGAACAAGUUAAACUAAAGAAAGUUGCAAAGAAGGAGGAGGAAAUACCGCAAGAGGAUACUAAAAAACCAAAGAAAGAUAAACCAAUUGAAGAAAAACCUGUCAGAAAGACAGAAGAAAGUGCUCCAGAAAAGAUUGCAUUUGAACCAUACGAUAUUGAUAGACCUGAUAUAGAAAAAGAAGAAUUGGAUUUGCCCGAAAUGGAUAAACCAGAGAAAAUUAUGCCAGACGUUGAAAAAACUAAACCAAAGAAACCUAAGAAAGCAAAGCCAAGUCCGGAAGUAGUUGAAGUCCCACUUGUGCCUGGCAUUCCGAAACCUAAAGAACCUGAAGAAGGGCCAGAAAUUAAAUUGAAGUAUAAACAAAAGGAACUUCCGGAAAUUGAACCGGAACCCAUUAAAUUAAAACCAUUUACUAAACCUAAACCUGAAGAAGAGAAAGAACCGAAAACCCUGCAAGUAGGUAAGCCUGAACCAUACGACAUUGAAAGAGAAGACGAACCUCUUGACAUUGAACCAGUAUCCAUAAAACCUACACCCAAAAAGAAAGUUAAAGGUAAGAAAUCUAAAUUGCCGGAGGCAGAAACAACAGUUGAAGAACCACAAGAAUUCGAAGUGCCCGAGGAGGAUGAUGUGUUUGAAGAUGUGCCCGAAGAAUUUGAUGAAGUUCCGAUUAUUCAUCCAACUGAAGAAGUAAAACAUCGAAAACCAAAAGUUAAAAAGAUACAACCUAAGGAAGAAGAACUUGACGAACCAGAUAUAUUUGAAGAUGUGCCAGAAGAGCACAUAGAAGACACAGAAACAAAACCCAUCUAUAUAGAGGAAAUAAAGGAAGUGACUAAAAUUAAAAGAAUUAAAAAGAAACCAGAAAAGAAAGAAGAACCCACAAUUGAACCGUUAGUUAAGCUAAAACCUAUUAACAUUGAAAGAAAAGAGAUCAAACCAACAAAGCUUGUAAUAUCGAAGGUUGUAGAUUUGCCUAUUAAUUUUGCCGAUAUUAAACUUAAGAAGCCAAAAAUACCCACCCCGAAAGAAAGGAAACCAUCGACAUUGCCUAAGUUCUUAUUAAAAAGUUUAAUUUCUUAUGUUACAUUCCCACCUUUAUCAGAAUCUGAAAAAAUUCCAAUUAUUACUGAUCUAGAACCAAUCAGCAAAGACGCAGGUGAAUUAUCACGAAAUAUAGGCGAUGCAGAAAAGGUAUUAAAAACAAAACGAAGGAAACUCAAGAAAACUGGUUAUUCGAGUGAAGAGUUGGAGAAGUUAGAUAAUGAAUUUGAGGAACUCAAGAAGGUUGAAUUGGAAAAAGUAGAUGAUGAAUACAAAUAUGUUAAACCAGAAAAACCAAAGCCAGAGGAGAAAGAAGAAAAACCGGUGGGCCUCAAAAUUGGUAAGGGUAAAUUGCCACAACCAGAUGAAGAACCAGAAGUAGUAAAAUUAAAGAAAAUACCAGAGAAACCUGUUGAAACUGCUGAAGAGCCUAAAGAAAAGAUAAAAGAACAGGAACCUGAACCUGUGAAGGUAAAGAAAACUAAAAAGCGUACUGAACCAGAACUUAAACCAUUUGAGCCGUACGAUAUUGAGCAAGAACCUCAAGAAAGAGAAGUACUAGAACUUCCGGAAAUAGACAAAGAAGAACCAAGUAAACCAGAAGAACCAAAGGAGAAACCUAAGAAGGUAAAGAAGGUGAAGCCCGAACCGGAAACUGAACAAAUAUUACUUAAGAAAGGUAUUCCAAAACCAACCGAACCGGAGGAGGAACCAGAAAUAAAAUUGAAAUACAAACAAAAGGAAUUGCCUGAACCUGAACCUGAGGAAAUUAAAUUGAAACCAUUUACAAAACCCCAACCAGAAGAGGAAGAAAAACCAGUUCAAAAAAUAAUCGAAGAAGAAAUCGUACAUGUGGAAAAGAAAAUUAUUAAGAAAAAGAAGCCCAAGACACCAAAGCGAGAGAAAGACACUGAGGCUGAGGAAGAAAUAACUUUUGAAGAGGUUGUUGAAGAAAUGCCAGUUGAGGAAGCACCUACUGAGCAUGUUGAAGAAAAGGUUCACAAAGUUGAAGCUGUGGAAGAAAUUAUUACUAAGAAAGUUACAAAGAAGUUACCCAAGCGUGUGUCAUUUGGUGAAAUUACCGAAGCUGAGCCAAUACCAAAGCUGAAACCUAUGAAAAUAGAACGUGUAGCCCAAACACCGCAAAAAAUGAUUAUAAGCAAACCAGAAGAUGCACCAAUUAACUUUGCUGAAAUUAAAUUGAAAAAACCAAAGGUACAGAAGAAGGAACCGAAAACCAGUAAACUGCCUAAGUUCAUGCUUAAGAGCCGCAUUGAGUUUAUAACAUUCCCGCCACUAUCGGAAAUUCUUCAGAAACCAAAAAUAAGCGAAGUUACUCCAGCAAUCAAAGAUGCUGGCUGUUUAUCGCGCACUAUGGUAGAUGCAGAGAAAGUAUUAAAAACAAAAACGAAGAAAAUUAAGGAAACAAGUAAAAUUGACGAUCUGGAAACAGAGGUGGAUGAAAUAAAGAAACCCGAACUUGAAAAGGUGGACGAGGAAUACAGAAAACCAAAAACUAAGAAACCAAAAGAAGCCAAAGUAGAAGAGCCAAAAGUUCUUGAAAUGGGCAAAGGUAAGGUCCCAGAAAAAAUAGAGGAAACCGAAGUAGUCACAUUGAAAAAGAUACCUAAAAAACCAGUUGAACCCCAAGAUGAAACGGAAAUUGUAGAAAAGAUUGAACCCGUCAAGGUUCCCGAAGAAAAGAAACCUAUUGAAGAAAUUCCUGAACCAAUAAUCCCAAUGGAAUUAGAAGAAACGGAAACGGAAACACAUGUGAAAACCAAAAAAGUUAAAAAAGUAAAACCAAAAACAGAAAAGGUUGAAAAGAGAGAGGAUGAGGAGCUGACUGAAGUUGUUCCACUGCCUGAAGAAAAGCCUGAACCAGAAGUGAUCGAACCGAAAACUGAAGAAAUUACUGUAGAAGAAAUUAUUGAAGAAGAACCACAACCUUCUGUGACAAUAAUUGAAGAAGAAAAGAAAACAAAAACUAUUAAGAAAAUUAAAAAGCCAAAACGAAAAGAAGUUCCGGAAGAACCUGAAAUUGAAGAAUCAGUACCAGAGGAACCUGAACCUGAGAAAGAACCUGAAAUUGAACAACCAAUUAUUGAAGAGAAAGAACCUGUUCAGGAGGUAGUAACUAAGAAAGUGAAACCAGAGAAAAAGAAACCAACAAAACCAGAAAAACAAGAAGUUACUGAACUGAAGCCUAUUAAAAUUGAACGAAAAGAAAUUAAACCACAAAAAAUGAUUAUCUCAAAACCAGAAGAAGCUGUGGUUAACUUGGCAGAAAUAAAGUUAAAGAAACCAAAGAUUCCAGAAAAGAGAAAGGAAUCGAAAUCUACUAAGCUUCCUAAAUUCCUACUAAAGAGUAGAAUUACGUAUGUUGAUUUUCCUCCCAUUGAUGAAGUACUAAAGAAACCAAAUAUUACUGAACUUGAACCCAUUUACAGAGAUAAUGGUGUUCUUUCAAGAAAUAUGGCAGAGGCUGAAAAAGUUGUUAAAACGAAACGUAGGAAACUAAAGGCCGGUAAAGACGAAACUGAAACAUUAGAAAAACUAGAUCUUGAAAUGGAUGAAAUUAAGAAGCGGGAGCUUGAAACUGUCGAUGACGAAUAUAAGAAGAAGCCAGAAAAGAAACAAAAACCGGAAGAAGAAAAACCAGAAACCAAAACAAUUAAAAUUGGCAAAGGAAAAGUGCCGAAAGAAGAAGAAGCACCUGAAGAAACCAUUAAACUGAAAAUUCCUGAAAAAAUUGAGGAACAAAUUGUGGAGGUUCAGAAAACAGUUAAAAAGCAUGAUGUAGAAGAACCUAAGGAAGUUAAGAAGAAGCCAAAGGAAUAUCCUGAAGUGGCUCCAUUUGAGCCAACUGAUUUUGAAAGAGAACCCGUUGAACUAGAGAAACUGGAUAUUCCGGAUAUUGAAAAGCCUGAACCUGUUAAGGAAGAAAUAGAGCUUCCUAAACCUAAAAAGACAAAGAAACCAAAGCCGGAACCGGAAACAGUCACAAUUUCUUUGGAAAAGGGUGUUCCAAAACCACAAGAAGAAGAAACGGCUCCAGAGGUUAAAUUCAAGGUAAAACAAAAACCUAAGCCGGAGGAACCACAAGAAGAAAUUAAACUGAAACCUUUCAAGAAGCCGGAACCUGAACCAGAAUCCGUUGAACACACUAUUAUUAAACAACCAAAGAUUGUGCCAACUGAGGAAAUCUCUGUAAAGGAUACUACAGAAAUUGUUGAUGUGACGCAUAUAGAAACAACCAAACGACGAAAGAAGAAGAAGUUGCCUUCAGACUCAGAUCUUGAACAGGAAGAACCAACACCUGAACCGGAAGAGCCAACACAAGAACCGAUCGUUGAAGAACCUGUAGAGGAAUAUAUUAUAAAGACGACUAUUGAGGAUGCACCUGUCAUUGAAGAAAUUGAAUCGGAAGUAACCCUUACCAAAGAUGAACCCAUUGUUGAAGAACCUGAGGAAGCUGAAAUUACAAUAGUUCCUAAAAAACCAAAGGAAGUAGUUUCGGAAGAUGUGGAAAUUGUUGUGAAAAAGGUAAAGAAAGCUAAGAAAACUGAAACCACAGAAGUAUCCGAAGAAGUCAUACUCAAGCCUAAACCUAAACCAGCUGAGGAACCGGUUGCGGAGGAAACCAUUGUAAAGAAAACUAAGCCCCGCAAACCUGUCGAGGAAAUUAGUGAAGAGAUUACAAUUAAAAAACCAGAACCUGUGGAAGAUACAACUGAAGAGUUUACUAUUAAACCAAAGAAGAAAGCGCCGGUUGUUCAAGAGGAGGAAGUUCAAGAAAGCGAAUUUACUCUCAAGCCUGCGAAACCACAACCUGAACCUGUAGCAGAGCCUGAGCCAGUUGAAGAACAAGUAAAGAUAAAACGGGCAAAACCACGCAAACCUGUUGUUGAAGAAUCAGCAGAUGAAGUAACUAUUAAAAAACAUAUAGUUGAACCUGAAGGAGUUGAAGAGGUAGCCGAGGAAAUUACUUUGAAGCCUAAGAGGAAGCCAAGCAAACCUGUUGCAACGGAAGAAGAGACUCAGGAAACAGAAUUCACAAUUAAGAAAACUGUUAAACCUGUGCCCGAACCUGAAGCAGUGCAAGAAGAAGUCAAAAUUAAGACUAAAAAACCAAAGAAACCUGUGGUUGACGAAGCCGCAGACGAAAUUACAAUCAAAAAACCAAUUGUGGAACCUGAGCCUGAACCUGAAGAUGUUGCUCAAGAAUUUACCAUAAAACCAAAGAGAAAGCCAAGUAAACCAGCUGUAACCGAGGAAGAAGUUCAGGAAAGUGAAUUCACAAUUAAGCCAAAGAAAAAGGAAGAACCGGCACAACCGGUUGCAACGGUUGAGGAAGCAGUUAAACUAAAACAAAAGAAACCAAAGAAACCAGUUGCAGAAGAAGCUGCUGAUGAAAUAACAAUCAAAAAGGUUGUGAUUGAUGAUGAAGUACAAGAAUUCACUAUCAAAAAGAAACCUCCUCCGUUCAAACCAGCAUUUGAAGAAAUCAACCAAGAAGUAACAAUUAAAAAACUCAAGAAGGUUAAAAAGCGUCCAGUGAUUCCCGAAUACACAGAGGUUGAAAAUGUCACCUUUAGACCAAAGAGAACGAAAACCAAAGAAGAUGUUGAACAAGAAUUCAAAAUAUCGUUGGAUUCGUAUGCUGAGGAAGAAAUUUCGAUGUCAGGAAAGGUGAAACUAAAGAAACAACGACCACUGACGUAUUCGGAAGAAGCAGGUGAAGAAAAUAUUAGAAUCUACAAGGAAUAUGAAGAUGAGGGCCCAGCAAUUGAAGAAAUUAUUGAUGAAGGCAGUGAUGCCGAAGAAUUGCCAUAUGAUGAAGAAGACUUUUCAGAAAGCUUCCAUGUUCCAUUCAGAAGGAAGGUGAAACCCCGUUAUUCAAUUCAGGAAGAAGACGAAAUUUCUAUCGAUCUCAGUCUCACCAAGUCUAAACCAAAAACAAUUGAUUACGAAGAACAGUCACUCACAUUGAAACGCAAACUACGCAAACAAUCUCAACCAUCAUUUGACGAAGAGGAAGCAUCGCUCAGUAUCAAACAAACAGAGUACAUUGAAGAAGAAGAUAUUAUCGAAGUUAACGAAGGUGACAUCUUAUAUUCGAUUAGCUCAUACAGAGCUGAAGCAGACCAAGCCAUUGACUUAGUGGAAGGUGAAAGAGUAUAUGUGAUUGAUAAUGAUAAUGCAGACUGGUGGUAUGUGAAGAAGCAUUUAACAGAAGAAAAGGGUUGGGUACCCGCACAGUACCUAAUGGAUGAAGAAAAUUAUACCAUAUUUGUUCAAAAGAAAUUACAUGAAAAAAUUGAUAAGUUACCAGUAUUUGAACGUCCUAAACCGAAAGAAAAGACAAGCGCUCCACGAUUUAUCGAAAAGUUGCAACCACAGCAUAUUCCAGACGGAUACACCGUACAAUUUGAAUGUCAAGUUGAAGGCUUGCCCAGACCACAAAUCACAUGGUUCCGACAAACGGCAAUCAUUAAGCCAUCAAAUGAUUUCCAAAUGUUUUACGAUGAAGAUAAUGUUGCUACUUUAAUCAUCCGAGAAGUAUUUCCGGAAGAUGCCGGCACAUUUACUUGUGUUGCUAAGAAUUCCGCAGGUUUUGCUUCAAGCACUACCGAGCUUAUAGUGGAAGCACCAUUAUCUGACCAUGGAUCAGACUUUACAACAUUGUCCAGACGUAGCCUCUCGCGAGAAUCAUCUUUGGCCGAUAUUCUUGAAGGUAUUCCACCAACAUUUGCCAAGAAGCCAAAACCGCAAUAUGUUAACGAACGCACAGAUGUUGUCGUUGAGUGUAGAUUGGUGGCAGUUCCUGAAGCUGAUAUAACAUGGCUUCACAAUGGCAAACCAAUUACUCAAAAGAAUGCCACUGUUGUCAAUGACUCGGAUAUGCAUAUGUAUUCGACAAUCUUGAAAAUUAAAGAAAUAACAAAAGAUCAGGAAGGCACAUACGAAAUUAUUGCCAAAAAUCGCGAAGGGGAAUCAAGAAUAAAGACUAUUAUUAAAGUUAAAACCGGAAAGAAGGAAUCUCCACAAGUUAUCGAACCAUUGAAAAAUGUGUAUGUCAGGGAAGGUGAGCCUGCCAUGUUGUGCACUAGCAUCGUAGGAAAUCCAACUCCUACAAUUUCAUGGUUUAAAAAUGGUAAACCUAUUAAGGUUCCUACCCCGAAAAAGGUCGGAGACGAAUACACGUGUAUGCUAUCACAAACUACCAAAGACGACGAAGCAGAAUAUACUGUUAAAGCUGAGAAUAGCAAUGGAACCAUUGAAACGAGCGCAUAUCUAACUAUUGAAGAAACUGUUACACCGAAGUUGGAACCACCAAUAUUUGUGGAACGCUUCCAAGAAAUGACCGUACCAGAUAAAGCAACAAUUACAUUGAAAGCAAAGGUAAUUGGUACACCAAGACCAGAAGUAACGUGGUUGCGCAACAAUCAACCAUUAAAGAAGUCACCCAGAAUUAAGAUGACUUAUGAAAACGAAACUAUUGAAUUGGUCAUUAAGGAUGCCGAUUCAGAGAAAGAUACAGGCGAUUAUAAAUGUAUUGCUUCCAAUACAGUGGGUAAAGCCUCGCAUGGUGCUAAAAUUACUGUUGAUGUGGACGCUAAAUUCACAAGAAAACUACGCGAAAUAUACGAAACUGUUGAAUAUGAUACUCUGGUACUAGAAUGUGAAACAUCGCAUACGGUUUCAGUCAAAUGGUUCUAUGAAGAGGUAGAGUUGACUGGAAUGGAUAACAGAGUUAUUAUCGAAGAUGGUCGCUGCCAUAAAUUAGUAAUUAAGAACAUUACUCACAAGGAUAUUGGAAAAUACAAAUGCAUGGUUAAAAAUCAAGUCACUCAAACGCAAGUGCAAAUUAUUGACACCAAACCAACUUUCAUUAAGCGUUUACAUGACGUCGAAGUUACUGAGAAAGAAUGUGCCAUACUUGAGGUUGAAAUAUCAUCCGAUUCUGCUAACGUAGUGUGGAAGAAGGACAAUAAUGUUAUUGAAAGUACUGACUCACACUAUCUUCUUGAGAAACAAGGAAAUGUCAGAAAACUGAUCAUCAAUAAUACAACAAUAUAUGACGAAGGCGAAUAUUACUGUUCGUUAAUUGACGAAGAAUGCUACGCUGAACUCACCGUUAUUGAAUUACCUCCUGAAAUCAAGACUAGAUUAGAAGACAAAACCGUAAGGAAGGGCGACAAAGCUGUAUUCGAAAUUGAGCUAACCAAGGGCGAUGCAUUAGUGUCAUGGCGCAAAAAUGACGUGGAGAUCCAAUUCUCUGAACACAUCCAACUUUCUAUUGAUGGCAAGCGACAAAAACUUAAAAUCUACAAUUGCGAUAUGGACGAUCAAGCAACUUACUGUUGUCAAGUAGGUCAGCAAGUAUCAUCUGCACGGCUGACAGUAUACGAACCAACAUUAUCGUUCAUUCGUAAAUUACCUGAAAUUACGAAGACUUUGAUUAAUAAGACCGUGGAAUUGGAAGUAGAACUAUCAGAAUCAGUUGAAGUCAAGUGGACCAGGAAUGGUGUAAAUAUACAAGAAAGUGAAAAGUAUUCCUUCUACUCAGAGAAUAGCAUCCGAAAAUUAAUCAUUAAAAACUGCACCCAUGAGGAGGAAUACGAAUAUACUUGUAUUGCUGAAGACAUCAGCACCACGACGAAACUUGUUGUGGAAGAGGUUCCAUCACCGCCACGAGGACCAUUGGAGGUGUCUGGAAUGUCAGAUACUUCAUUUACUUUAUGUUGGCAACCUUCCUUGUCCAACGGUGGAAGUGAAAUAAUUGAAUACAUUGUGGAAAUAAGAGAGAGCAAACAGAAAGACUUUAAAAAAUUGGGCAGCACAAAAGGAAACACAGACAUAUCUGUUAAUUACUUGGAGAAAGGACAUCAAUACUUCUUCAGGAUUGUUGCCCGAAAUGCUGUAGGUCUCAGUGAACCUUACGUUCCUGAUGAACCAAUCGUUGCAGGGGCCCGUCUAAGAAUUGAGUAUCGCUUUGCUAAAACCGAUGAAACGCUUUAUUGCUUACUUGGAAUUUUCCCACCAGCUAAAAUUGAUUAUAUGACACCUCCAUCGCCUCCUGUCAACUUGGUAGUCAAAGAAGCCGGAAGCAAGAGUGCCACAAUUAAAUGGGAAACACCAUUAAACAACGGUGGAAGUGAAAUUAUCGGUUACGUCAUUGAAAAGAAAUUGGAGUUUAUGCCCAAAUGGGAAAAAGUUAUUUCAAUUGAUGCCUCCAACUUGGAGUAUGUACUUCAAAAUCUGAAAGAUAAGAGCGAUUAUCUGUUCCGAGUAUCUGCCGAAAAUGCGGUUGGUGUGAGCGUCCCCGCAACUACCGAAGUUGUUAAAUUGAAAUCUCAUGCCACUGUUCCUACACCCCCAACUGCACCACUUGAAAUGCGCACUAUUGGUCCCAACGCCUUGAUCAUUGAAUGGGGCGCUCCUGAAAGCGAUGGUGGAGCUCCUUUGCAGGGAUACAACAUUGCAAUUAAAGAUACAAAGAAGACUAUGUGGAUUGAAAUUGGCAGAGUCUCGAAGGGUGUUCAAAAGUUCACAAUUAGAGACUUGCAAGAAGAUCACGAUUAUCUGAUUAGAAUAUUCGCACGCAACGAAGUUGGCUUGAGUGAUCCUCUCGAAUCUGAUGAACCAUUUAAAGUUCUUCCUGGUGCAGAAGCUGACCAAGAAGAAUUCAGGGAGUUUACUGAUCGCGAGCCAACAUCCUACAGUAUAUCUGAAAACACGACAUCCUGGCUGAGAGAUCACAACAUGGAUGCCGAUAUUAGUUCCUAUGCCAGAGGAACUCUUCUUAGAAGGGACGAGUACUUCUUUAAAAUUUGGUAUUACGCCAAACAACUUUUUAAGUAAUCAUUUAAUUUGCAAAUAAGAUUACGUUUUUUGAGAUGUAAAUAAUCUUCCAAAUUUAGCAGGUAGUUUAAUUUUAUAGGAACUUUUACUUAAUACAAUUAGCCACCAGCUACUAUUUAGAAUUCGAAUGUUUUAUGUUGCAGUUAGGACGGGAAAUAUAAAUUAUUCAUGGAUUUGUAAAUUGAUGAGCGAAGAAACAAUUUCAAAUCAUUUAACCAAUUUGUAUUUUCCGUAGAGACCAGAUAAAAUCGACUGUGGUUCAAUAACUGUGAUACCGGUCAUGAAAUUUUGGAAAGUAUGCAAUUACACGAACUAUCGGUGUAACUGAUUAAACACGAAUCAACGAAACGUUUAUCGAUCACUAAACGUGAAAUUAAAUUUGAAUAUUUAUUGCUGGUAUACGAAACUAUUAUAAUCGAUAUAUUGUUAAGCAUGUUUAUGAAAAUCCUAAUAUUGUUAUGUUAACUUAUUAUCGAGUUUUUGCCUCAAUUAAGGUACGUGUAUUUAAUAUUUAGGGAGAAAAUAUAGGUGCAACCAACAUCUUGCAAGUACACGUGCUUUAAAAUGAUGCACAAACAAAAUUGUUGUCAAUCGAUUUAUAAUAAACUUAACGAUUAUUGCAUA
This is a messenger RNA of Dalotia coriaria, 48878 nucleotides long. Its product is annotated as titin. Gene Ontology annotation, molecular function: protein binding. NCBI's taxonomy places the organism in Eukaryota, Metazoa, Arthropoda, Insecta, Coleoptera, Staphylinidae. The record is from RefSeq and is a predicted model, not a curated record.